Molecule: messenger RNA, 46873 nt
Organism: Podarcis lilfordi (Lilford's wall lizard)
Lineage: Eukaryota; Metazoa; Chordata; Lepidosauria; Squamata; Lacertidae
Source: the annotation of a GenBank genome assembly
GGGCGCUCCGCCUCUGACUGGAAUUCGACCAAUCCCGUGUCGGCGUCGUCGCUCGCUUCCGCUUUUCAGCGGCUUCCGCCCGGCCGAAUAGCUACUCGGUAGCUACCUUCGGAGUCGCUUUCAGCCGUGUGGCCGAAGCUUCCGCCCUCACAAGGUUGGGCUUGAAGGAGCACUUCCGGGUUAGGGGUUGGCCACGCCCCUGGGCGAGCUGUGGAAGUGGCGAUGGAGAUGGAGAGGAUAGGUGAGAGAACUUUGGCAGCGCCUCCCCUUUGGAACUCCCUGCCACUUGAGAUCAAGCAGGCGCCUUCGACGGGAUCUUUUCGGAGGCUGCUGGAAACAGUCCUGUUUAGAUCAAGCCUUGCCCAGAUGCUUAAAAAGCUGGAGCAAUGUUAGCCUUUUUUAAAUAGUAUUUCAGCUUUCGUAUGUUUUAAAGGAGGGUUGUGAAUUUCCCCUCAAUAUUACUGUAAACCUGAAGAGGGUUGUUGUUUUUUAACAGUCAAGUGGUGUGUAAUUUUUAUGAAAUGAAUUGUUGGCAUCCAUCUGUCUCAAGAGACAAUGGCGUGUAUUCAAACCUCUGGAGAAUCACAGCGCCCGGGAACUCAUAACUGCUGCCUCCAGCGUUGUUUUUUGCUUCAAUUGCAGCACCAAAGUGACCUCCCUGGGGCGCCAGCCUGGGCAGUGUGAAUGGAGGUCCUGGGCUGCCCAGACGACAAGGCUCCCUCCGCCCCCGGGCUCACUGAUGUGGUUUAAAGGAAAGCAGAGCAGAAAAAUAAGUACAGUGGUGCCUCGCAAGACGAAAAGAAUCCGUUCUGGGAGUCUCUUCGUCUAGCGGUUUUUUCGUCUUGCGAAGCAAGCCCAUUGACGGGAUUAGCGGAUUAGCGCUAUUAGCGCUAUUAGCGGCUUUUAGCGGCUUUUAGCCGCUUAUCUGCUUAUCCGAUAAGCUGAUAAGCGGCUUAGCGACUUAGAAAAAGAGGGGGGAAAGGGGGGAAAAAACCCAGGAACUCGCAAGACAUUUUCGUCUUGCGAAGCAAGCCCAUAGCAGAUUCGUUUUGCGAGGCACCUCCAAAACGGAAAACUCUUUCGUCUAGCGAGUUUUCCGUCUUGCGAGGCAUUCGUCUUGCGGGGCACCACUGUAAUGAAAUUUGCUUUGUGCUGUACACAGAUUUAAUUCAAAGACGGUUCUUUCCAUGCGGGCUUACAACAUAAAAAAGACACAGCACAGAAGGGAAAACUGAGCAAGCUCAGGCACCAGGUCUUGAAAGCUACAUAGCCAACUGAAAAUGGGAAAAAGUUGAGGGAAAGUAAAAAUUAGUUAUAUUUGCUCAUGCUUAUAUAAGGCCAUUAUUAAUUUAUUAAUUUUUUUUGGAGAGAGAAAACAAAUAAUCUUUUAAGUAACGUGAAUAAAGUAAUAACGAUCAAUAAAACACAGAUAAAAGCAAAGUUAUGAAAAUCUAGUUAUCUAGUACAGACAAUCCUCGUUUUGUGCCAGGGUUCCGUUCUGGACCCCUGCGUGCAUUGGCAGAACAAGCAUAAGCCCGCUUUGCUCAGUUCUGCCCCCACCCGCCCUGUUCUGCCCCUUUUCAUGAUGCCUUUCACCCUGAGAGGUGCACUCCAUUCAUAGCUGUCAACGUUUCCCUUUUUUAAAGGGAAAUUCCCUUACUCCGAACAGGAUUCCUCACAAGAAAAGGGAAAUGUUGACAGCUAUGACUCCAUUGUCUCUCAAGAGAGAUAGAUGCCAACAACAACAAAAGAUCACCAGAGAUGUUUAUAAUAGGUCGUAAAACAGUAAGCCAUAUAAUAAAACAGAUGAUAAUAAGAUACUAUUAUAUGGUUUUGUUGAAAUAUUAUAUGUCCUAAUGGGCUUUUAUUGCUGCAAGAUGCUUCUCACCUUGUUUGGAAAAGUGGCACACCUAUUUUUUGUCAAAUAAAACCAAAGGAAUCUGACCUUUGCAUCAGUAAACUUUGCCUUUCCUGGAGGUAAUUUAAGCAAAGGAUGGAUAGCCAUAGUUCAGGGUCCUGUAGUUGCAUUCUUUUUUGGGGUGUGUGUGAAAAUAUAUUUAUUGAUAUUUCAUCAUAAUAUGAAGAAAUGAUCCCUCAAACCAGCAUGAUGUAAGUUGCCAAUGACCUCUGAGGUCCCUUUCAGCCUUAUGAUUCUUUGAAAGUUACACUGGGGUCAGUGGGAGUAGCGACUGAAAAUGGGAUGGUGAAUUUCAAAAUGUCCUUAUCUCCUUGUUCCCUGCUAGUCCUGCCCCCCAGGGGGCCUCUGGAGUUACCCCUCUCCAUUCUGGAGGUUGGAUGUGCCGGCCGUUUUGAGCUCAUCACCCAAGAGGAAGGGCCUCAUGGAGACAGAUUCCCGCUAACCACGGUAAGCCCCUUUCCAACCCUGGAACGAGAGAGGAAUUUUCUUAAUGGUAAUACAUCACCUUGCCAACAAAGGUCCGUAUAGUUAAAGCUAUGGUUUUCCCAGUAGUGAUGUAUGGAAAUGAGAGCUGGACCAGAAAGAAGGCUGAUCGCCGAAGAAUUGAUGCUUUUGAAUUAUGGUGCUGGAGGAGACUCUUGAGAGUCCCAUGGACUGCAAGAAGAUCAAACCUCUCCAUUCUGAAGGAAAUCAGCCCUGAGUGCUCACUGGAAGGACAGAUUGUGAAGCUGAGGCUCCAAUACUUUGGCCACCUCAUGAGAAGAGAAGACUCCCUGGAAAAGACCCUGAUGCUGGGAAUGAUGGAGGGCACAAGGAGAAGGGGACGACAGAGGACGAGAUGGUUGGACAGUGUUCUUGAAGCUACCAGCAUGAGUUUGACUAAACUGCAGGAGGCAGUGGAAGACAGAAGUGCUUGGUGUUCUCUGGUCCAUGGGGUCACGAAGAGACAGACACGACUAAACGACUAAACAACAACAACAACAAUAAGCAGCCACCAGCUGCACGUCUUGAAAUUCUGGAAAACCAUUAAAAAAAAAUUUUUAAAGCAGCCACUGGCUCCUGCAGGUGAGGCAGCCAAAGUAGGCCCAGGUCUGAUCAGUAACUGAAUGAGUGGCCUCCUGGGAACCUCAUGCUAUGACAGAAUAAAAGUGGGCUCCAAAUGCAAGAAGUUGAAUUCAUAGAAUUGUAGAAUUAUAGAGUUGGACAGGACCCCGAGGGUCAUCUAGUCCAACCCCCUGCAAUGCAGGAAUCUCAGCUAGAUCAUACACGACAGGUGGCCAUGCAACCUCUGCUUAAAAACCUCCAAAGGAGGAGAGUCCACAACCUCCCGAGGGAGACCAUUCCACUGUCAAAAACCUCUUGCUGUCAGAAAGUUCUUCCUUACGUUGAGUCGGAAUCUCCCAUCUUGUAACUUGAAUUCUAGCAUUUCUGUUUGUUGUAUUGUUUCCGCUCUUGAUUUCUUUGUUUGCUCAGUGGAGGCUGGUCAGUUAGGGCAACCAACCAACCAAGUGAAAUGCCAAGCAAUUAAAAAAAGAAGUUUAAUUCCCCGUCCCAUAUAUGUCUGUCUCUUUUCUCUCCCCCUCGCCCAUCUUUUCAACGACAUUUUGUGACUUAAAACGUCAGACCAGUCUUUGAGAGCGUAAUCAUGGUGGCUGCAAGGAUACAACUUGUUUUACAUCAGGAUGUGACCCAUUUGGGGCCUGCAGGGUACCUUGGCUUCAUAGACGCUGGUAUCUAGGAAUGACACUUGCACCUUUUCCCCCCAUCCCACCUUGCAGCUGCCUCACGGGUUGCCCCCUCACACUGAGGAUCUGGCCUCUGAACUAGAGCAGCGCUUCCUCAGCAGCCCAGACUGGCUUCCCAUCCACCACUUCGAAAGGUCUCACAGGUGAGGCUCUCGGCGGCCGCGGAGCCAUCUUUCCCUUGUGUCUCUCCUUCCAGAAAGGAGCAAAAGAAGACACGGUUACUCGUGUGUUCUCUGGUUGGGGCGACAGUUUUGGUGGUGUGGGAUCUGGGAAUGUUUUUGGUGUUGUUGUUUUUUUCAAAAAACCCCCCCAAAAUCCUGCCUGCUUUCUCGAGGAAGGUUCUGGCCCCGCGAGAAAGACAUCCAGUCACUCUUUGAGGUGGACGUCACCCCCGUGCAUUCGACGCUUCAGGCUGAGCGCAACCCCACCACAGGAGAGCUGCUGGGCUUCAGAGAGGUGAGGGACGGUGUUCCCACCAGAAUAUCAUUUUGUCAGGCAAGGGUGGGGAGUCCUAGGCCAAGGGACUCAAGGUGGCCUUCCGGCACUCUCUGCCUGGCCCGCAGAACUUUCCCCACACCCCCUAACCAGCCCCGCUUUGCACCCCCCUGAGUGUUCUCGCCUGGCUGGAAUUGGUUCUUAAACUCUUGCCCGUGAGAAGGCUAGAGAAGGGCAUGUGAGCCGUGUGUGAAAACUAGCCUGCUGUAGGAAGAUCAAAGGCACACUCGUUGCUCCACCCUCUUUUUUACCUGGCCCCACCCACUGCGUUGUCCUGAAGUGAGUGCGUUCCUUGGGCAGAAAGGGGUUUCUCACCUUGUCAGGGCGGGCAGGCGGGUCAAUAUUCUCCAGCCAACCAGGGCUAGCAAUACCUGGUGGAAGGCCAGGGGCAGGUGUAGUUUGGGGAAAGCAGUCUCGCGGGCCAAAUUGGGGACCUGUGCCAAGCCACAUCUUCCCCCCACCCUUGUGCUAAAUCUCUGGACGCCUCCAUGGUAGCAGCCAGGCUCUGGUACAUGUCCCGUUCUGCUGCCCACCCCAUCCCCCGGUUGCUCCAAGGAAGGAUUGCAACGUCCGCUUGAGCAUUUUGCUCCACUUGCAGCUAGAUACAGACACUGUGGUCUAAACCACUGAGCCUCUUGGGCUUGCCAGUCAGAAGAUCAGUGGUUCGAAUCCCUGCGACAGGGUGAGCACCCAUUACUCUGUCUCAGCUCCUGCCAGCUUAGCAGUUCGAAAGCACACCAGUGCAAGUAGAUAAAUAGGUACCACUGCAGCGGGAAAGUAAAUGGCGUUUUCAUGUCCUCUGGUUUCCAUCACGGUGUUCUGUUGCGCCAGAAGUCAUGCUGGCCACAUGACCCAGAAAGCUGUCUGUGGACAAACGGUGGCUCCCCCGGCCUGAAAAGCGAGAUGAGCACCGCAACCCUAUAGUCGCCUUUGACUGGACUUAACCAUCCAGAGAUCCUUUACCUUUUACCUUUAAACCCCCCCCCCCCCACAUGGCCGGGUAUGUGCGGCACCGGGAAAUAAAUAGAUAGAUUCAAAUCAGGAAAUGAUGAGAGAGAGCUGAAGAGUCCUUGUGGCAUCCUUGUGACGUCCGUGAUGAUGGAGGAAGCCCCAACAAGACCAGAAGUGUAGUGGGGCUUUGUUUCAGCGGUUCAGCCUUCCCACCUAACAGGUGACAAAAGCAGGAGAAAACCGGCAUUUUAGGGGCUUUUUAGAGGGUGCUUCCCACCUAAUGCCAUUUUCACUAUGCACAUGGGGCCCCGGAACAUAACCCCCUGCAUAAGUGGGGAGGACACCUGUGUACCUGCUGUCUUGAAUUGAGAAUACAGUCUAUAGGAAUUUAAGAACUGUUGGGAGAGCGGGGAACUGGCCAUGCACCUUUUGGUCUUGACACUGCUCCCCCUUCCGUUUCAGGCACUUGUGGACAACAUGGGCUUGUCGGCCAAAAAUUCUCUUUCCUUCCAACGAGCACCCGGCCCUCCAGUCGAGGCUCUCCGAGGCAGCGCUACCAAUUACCCCUUCUGGCCAGGUAUGGGUCUCCUGUUCGCGCUGCCUGGUCUGGGGAAUUGGCGCUACAGUCUUAUGCCAGGGCUUGGAAUCAUGUUAGGACUCCAGCUCCCAUCAGCCCCAGCCAGCAAGGCCAGUGGGUCAGAGAUGAUGGGAGGAGGGCCCCCCCCCACAUCAUGAUUUUUGCCAGCGCCUGCUCUUGUGGUUGUCAGGAGCUCAGCCUACACUCGAGCAGGACCCUGGCAGAGACACAUGCCCGACUGGCAUGUUCUCUCCCUCCUGUUCGAUCGUUUGGGAGCUUCAAAAGCUUUCUUCAGCCCAAACAUCACAGCAACCGAUGCCAACCGACACCGGCACACUUAGGGAUCCGCAGAGUUUUCGCAGCUUGCGUAGCAGACCUCAGCAACUCAGCAUUUUGGCCAAGCUACUUUAUUUACAUAAAAACACACACGGAGCACUGCAACAUGGCUCCCUCUCUAGCAUCAGACAGCAAAGAGGAAAAGAACAAAGGACAAUAGUCCCACUUCAUGGAACACAGUAACACUAACAUCCUGUCUCCAUCACUUCCCACUCUGUGGAGUCAAAACAUACACUGCCAUGUGAUAGAUGACAAUCCUAUGACUGCAAUCACGGAGCAGGAAUUCUAACAGUGAUUUGCUAUUCUGUGUAGGAGUCAGGAGAGAGCUGUGCCAGCAGACUUGACAGGGACUGCAGGAAUCGAGAGAAGCAUUGGCUGGCUUCACGGUUUUCCCCGCAUUGUGAUUUUUGCAUAACACACACACACACACACACACACACAAUCAUGAUUUGCAGUAUAUUGCUGGGUGAAAAAUUAUGUAAGCACCAUCACAAUAUGGACUUCAAACCAGUUUUUGGCGAUAUAUCAAUAUAUCGCCCAGCCCUACUGUGCAAUUCAGUUGCAGAAUUCUGAGUCUUCUGACUGCAGAAUUAUUGCCAUGCAUGCAGCUUUGCUCUUAACUGUCCGCAGUGCAUUGUUUUAACUCAACCUCUCUCUAGGUGGGAUGGACGAACCCAGCCUUGAACAGAUCAAGACUCAAGAAGACCAGGAAGAGGACAUUGAUUUUGAGAACGGUACUUGGAUCUGUUCUAGGCAAUAGCCGCAAUGGUGCACCUUCUCUUAGGAUCCCAGCCAGUUCUGGGUUGCUGUUGUUAAUGCCAUGUGUUCUCUGCAGCAGCCUUGGUGAGGCUUGAAGACGUUACCCUAUUUAUGUAGGGUGGGAAGAUAGGGAGAGAACAUGGUGGGCUAUGGGGUUGCCUCUUCUUGAAAUCACAACCGGGUGGCCUUUGAUAGCAAAAAAAUCACCCUAGUAAGGGUAGAAGGGACCCGGGUGGUGCUGUGGGUUAAACCACAGAGCCUAGGACUUGCCGAUCAGAAGGUUGGCGACGGGGGUGAGCUCACAUUGCUUGGUCCCUGCUCCUGCCAACCUAGCAGUUCGAAACCAUGUCAAAGUGCAAGUAGAUAAAUAGGUACCGCUCCAGCGGGAAGGUAAACGGCGUUUCCGUGCGCUGCUCUGGUUUGCCAGAAGCAGCUUAGUCAUGCUGGCCACAUGACCCGGAAGCUGUACACCGGCUCCCUCAGUCAAUAAAGCGAGAUGAGCGCCGCAACCCCAGAGUCGGCCACGACUGGACCUAAUGGUGAGGGGUCCCUUUACCUUUACCUUUAGUAAGGCUAGAGUGAUGAAAUAACAGGCACCGAGUGCGAAUUAUGAUGUGUUGAAGUCGUUUUUUUAAGCCCACUCUUCAGAUGGAAAGGCCAGCAGCACAGUUGACAGAAGAUCAAUAAAAAUAAGGACAAUCCCCGCAGAUUCUGGGGCCUCUCUCCUCUCUCAGGGCUCACUGUUGAUACGUGGCCUGGGCCUCUGAGCAGGUGCAGGGAGCUGCCCUACCAUACCAUCACUUUGGGACAUUGUGAGAAAUUUAAAAGGGUGGCUGGACCCAGCUGUCCUUGACAGCUGCCUCUGCAGCCAGGUAUCCCACUGGCAUGAGGAGGUUAGGCCCAUCAGAGGAUCCUCUGACUGGGGCCUUCUCGUACCUCAAGCUGCCCCCUGCUUUGAGGCCACGGACCCUUCUCUUUCCUUCCGUCUUCAAGCCCAUGUCCCUUCCUGCUUUUUCUUUCUUCCCUCAGAUUUGCUGACGGUCCCACCAGGCUGGAAGAAGGGAGUGGAGUUCACCAGACAAGGUAACCUCAUUUCUGGUAGAGAGAUGAUUAGGACUGGUGAGGAGGCUGGCUUGGGGGCUGGGAGACAGUGUGGUGUAGUGGUUAGAACAAGGGCAGCUAGCAUGGCACUCUCUGGGUGUUGUUGGACUCCCAGUUCCCAUCAGCCCCUUCUGGUAUGGCCCAAUGGUCAGAGAUGAUGAUAACUGUUGUCUAGCAGCUUCUGUAAGGCUACCCUGGGGCAAGACCACCUCUCUCCAUAUGAACCUACCCAGACACUGAGAACAUCAACUGAGGUCCUUUUUCGUGUGCCUCCUCCACAUGAGGUCUGGAAGUUGGCAACAUGAGAAAGGGCCUUUUCUGUGGUGGCUCCCCUGGUGCCUUCAUUAUACACCUUUAGGCUCCAGGCGAAAAUGUUCCUUUUCAACCAGGUCUCUGGCUAAACAUCCUGUAUAUCCUUUUAUACAUAUUUGGGGAAGGGGUUUAUUGUUUUGUUUUGUUUUUGUUACGUGUUUUAUAUUUAUAUACUGUAUGCUGUGAACCACCCUGAGAUCUUUGGAUAAAGGGCGAUAUACAAAGAAACAUAAGCAAUAAGAGCAUUGAGCUAGGACCUUGGAGAUCUGGGUUCAAAUCCCCCAUCUGCCUUGGAGCUUGGCCCAGUCACUGUCUCUGCCCUAACAUGAGCUGAAAGACCAUAGCAAGCCUUGUAGAGAGGUUUGCCCUCGCAUGAAACACACAUUUCCACGGCAUAUUUUCCACUGAGCCAGUUGCAAACUCUUCCUUGGAUCACUGAGCCCAAAAGCUGCUCUCCCCACCCCUGCCCUCCUGCCCUCACAGGGGAUUCCUGAGUGGAGAAACCUAUCUUGCUUGUGUGUCUCACCCCCCACUUCAGAGCUCAAGGCCUCCCCAGGGUUGCUGAACUUGACCCACCUGCUGGGGGCCCUGGACACCUUUGAGCUGGGAGCCUCCAGCGACGAAGAAGAGAAGGAGAAGGCCGAGGAAGGGAGGAAGAGGACGAAGAAGGGGAAAGGGGCGAAGGCAGAGGAGGCGCCCCCGGCAGAACCAGCGCCGCUGCAGAGGGCAAACAGCCUGGAGGAGCUGGUGCUUAAGGUAGGGCCACCUGCGUGCAGAGAGGGUGAGGCGUUCUCAAAGUAAAGGAAGGAUUGAACUCUGAUUAAUAAGAAUACACACAGAGGCUUGAACCAGCAAGACUCUGGGAAGGGUGCGUAUAAUAAUCUGUCUCUCCACCCCCUGGCCCAGGUCAUUUUAUUCACAAAAGAACUUCUUACAGAGAGUUUGUAAGAACCAAUCAGAUGAGCACCGCAACCCCAGAGUCAGUCACGACUGGACCUGAUGGUCUGGGGUCCCUUUACCUUUACCUUUAAGAUCAACAUCCUGAGAUUAACAUAUCAGAAAGGCUACUUCAGAGAAGCUGCCCACUAUCUUUCACAGCCCAGGAUGCAUGCCUGGUGAAGCAGCUGGCCACUGGGCUGUGUACGUGACUUGUCAAGCAAGAGAAAAGGACAGUAGAGGAAAUGGCCAGAGAUGCAGAGGGUUGUGGGAUUUGAUCAGAAAUUAUUGUCAAUGAAACCCAGUCAACGCCAUGCUUUCACAGCGGACACAAUGGCUUGAUGCAUAUUUUAUAAUUCCUCAUAGUAGUCCCACCUGACCCUACACUCUGGAUAUUUGCACUCCUACAGAGGGACGGGAGGAUCUUGGGGCGAUGUUGGCAGGUGCCCAAGCAGGUGGCAGGUGGGUUUCUCUGUCUAUAGAGGUGAGGGAAGACUGGCAGAAGAUGCAGCAGGCUUCUGGCCUGGGAAAGAACUGCGAAGGGUGCUGCCACCCAGGAGUCAAAGCUGCUCUAGCCAAAUUCAGACAAAAGGAAGGACAAGGCUACUAGAUAUGGUGGCUCUGAAUAGAACCAGCAUUGGUACGCAACCCUCCCUUUUUAUUGGGUCUGUGGGUGGGUGGAGGAUUCCCUUUUCCCGUCCUUGGCUUCCUUUACGCUGCCUGUCUCCUCUUUGCCUUCCUCUCAGGAGGUGACGCCCGCCCCUAAAUCAGCCCCACAGGCCGCCCCGGCCCCUACUGCGGCUUCUGAGCCCCCCAAAGAGCAGUGGGCCAUCCCAGUGGACGUCAGCUCCCCCGUGGACGACUUCUACAAGCGAAUUCCUGAUCCAGCUUUCAAGGUACGAUGGCAGCUCAGAGGGCCAAGCGGGGAGAGGAAAGGUAGGGGCUAAUAAUAAUAAUAAUAAUAAUAAUAAUAAUUUAUUAUUUAUACCCCGCCCAUCUGGCUGAGUUUCCCCAGCCACUCUGGGCAGCUCCCAAUCAAGUGUUAAAAACAGUACAGCAUUACAUAUUAAAAACUUCCCUAAACAGGGCUGCCUUCAGAUGUCUUUUAAAGAGAAGAUAGCUGCUUAUUUCCUUCACAUCUGAAGGGAGGGCGUUCCACAGGGAGGGCGCCACUACCAAGAAGGUCCUCUGCCUGGUUCCCUGUAACCUCACUUCUCGCAAUGAGGGAACCGCCAGAAGGCCCUCGGCGCUGGACCUCAGGGUCUGGGCUGAACGAUGGGGGUGGGGCCAAGGACUGAUGACGCUAAACUCCUGCCCCCUGUGUGACUUCCUCUCUCUUUCUCCCCACUCCUCAGUGGCCUUUUGAGCCAGACGUUUUCCAGAAGCAGGCGAUUCUCCACUUGGAGAAGCACGACUCCGUGUUUGUCGCUGCCCACACCUCUGCCGGAAAGACCGUGGUGGCGGAAUACGCCAUUGCUCUGUCCCAGAAGCACAUGACACGGUGAGAAUGCCUGUUAUGAAUGAUAAUAAUUAACAUUUGUACCCUACCUUUCCUCCAGGAAGCUCAAGGAGGAGAAGUAUGUAUUUUUCCUCACAACAACCCUGUGAGGUAGGUCAGGCGGAGAUGUAGUGACUGGCCCGUGGUUGCUCAGCGAGCUCCAUGGCAGAGGGGGGAUUUGAACCCUGGUCUCCCAGGUCAUCGUCUGACACUAACCACUAUACCACACUAGCUCUUACAGUGUUUAGCUGCCCUCCAUGCCCAAAUGAACACUGUUAUGUAAAAUAUAGUGGUACCUCGGGUUAAGAACUUAAUUCUGUUCUUAAGAAGUCUGUUCUUAACCUGAAACUGUUCUUAACCUGAGGUACCACUUUAGCUAACGGGGCCUCCCACUGCUGCGGCGCGAUUUCCGUUCUCAUCCUGAAGCAAAGUUCUUAACCUGAGGUACCACUUUAGCUAAUGGGGCCUCCCACUGCUGCGGCGCGAUUUCCGUUCUCAUCCUGAAGCAAAGUUCUUAACCUGAGGUACCACUUUAGCUAAUGGGGCCUCCCACUGCUGCGGCGCGAUUUCCGUUCUCAUCCUGAAGCAAAGUUCUUAACCUGAAGCACUAUUUCUGGGUUAGCGGAGUCUGUAACCUGAAGCGUAUGUAACCUGAAGCGUAUGUAACCCAAGGUACCACUGUACUGAACCUGCUAGGGUUGAGCCUGUGAGGCCUUGGCCUAGGACAACAAAAUAUCCGUUUUUAUUGACUCACGUAGGGAGGGAAAGUAGUAAAACAGACUCCUGUCCCAGGCAAUUGCCUAUGAUUACCUAGUAAAGGUAAAGGGACUCCUGACCAUUAGGUCCAGUCGUGGCCGACUCUGGGGUUGCGGCGCUUAUCUCGCUUUAUUGGCCGAGGGAGCCAGCGUACAGCUUCUGGGUCAUGUGGCCAGCAUGACUAAGCCGCUUCUGGCAAACCAGAGCAGCGCACAGAAACGCCGUUUACCUUCCCACUGGAGCGGUACCUAUUGGGUAUGCUGGAGUCCAGAGUCUCCUCCUUUUGAACUUCUAAAACUCUUUAUUUUCUUCCCUGCAGCACCAUCUACACUUCCCCAAUCAAAGCUCUCUCCAACCAGAAGUUUCGGGAUUUCAAGAACACCUUUGGGGACGUGGGGUUGUUGACGGGGGACGUUCAGCUCCAUCCGGAUGCCUCAUGCCUCAUCAUGACGACGGAAAUCCUUCGGUGAGGAUUUGGGGUAUAAAUAGGGAGGGGUUUGCAAAUGUGCCCCGAAAUGCCAGCAAUCCUUGGUUUAAAAGAAGCUCUUGGAAAAGACAAAUGUCACUCUUUAGACCCAUCCUAUUAUUAUUAUUGGGGACGCGGGUGGCGCUGUGGGUAAAACCUCAGCGCCUAGGGCUUGCCGAUCGCAUAGUCGGCGGUUCGAAUCCCCGCGGUGGGGUGAGCUCCUGUCUUUCGGUCCCAGCUCCUGCCCACCUAGCAGUUCGAAAGCACCCCUAAGUGCAAGUAGAUAAAUAGGUACCGCUUUCUAGCGGGAAGGUAAACGGCAUUUCCGUGUGCUGCGCUGGUGCCGGCUCGCCAGAGCAGCUUCGUCACGCUGGCCACGUGACCCAGAAGUGUCUCCAGACAGCGCUGGCCCCUGGCCUCUUAAGUGAGAUGGGCGCACAACCCUAGAGUCGGACACGACUGGCCCGUAUGGGCAGGGGUACCUUUACCUUAUUAUUAUUAUUAUUAUUAUUAUUAUUAUUAUUAUUAUUAAUUAUUAUUUAUACCCCCCAUCUGGCUGGGCUUCUCCAGCCACUCUGGGCGGCUUCCAACAAAAUAUUAAAAUACAGUGGUCUGUUAAACAUUAAAAGCUUUCCUAAACAGGGCUGCCUUCAGAUGUCUUCUAAAAGUCUGGUAGUUGUUCUUCUCUUUGACAUCUGGUGGGAGGGUGUUCCACAGGGCGGGUGCCACUACCGAGAAGGCCCUCUGCCUGGUUCCCUGUAACAUGGCUUCUUACAGCAAGGGAACCACCAGAAGGCCCUCAGAGCUGGACCUCAGUGUCCGGGCAGAACAAUGGGGGUGGAAACGCUCCUUCAGGUAUACUGGACUGAGGCCGUUUAGGGCUCUAAAGGUCAGCACCAACACUUUGAAUUGUGCUCGGAAACAUAUGAUUACCAUUAUCAUUACAUACCAACCAUUUUCUGCCUUUUUCUAAUGGUGCCCAAAAUCUGGUCCGUGGAAUGGGCUUCCCUCGGGAGGCUGUGGACUCUCCUUCCUUGGAGAUUUUUAAGCAGAGGUUGGAUGGUCGUUCAUCAGGGAUGCUUGAGUUGAGAUUCUUGCAUUGCAGGUGGUUGGACUAGAUGACCCUCGGGGGGUCCUUUGCAAUGCUACCAUUCUAUGAUUCUACGGUCCGGCCAGCCCUUGUUCUGCUGUUGAUCAGGGUAAAGAGUCCCGGUCUUGCAAUAUCCCUUUCUCUUUCCAAAAACCCUCAGGUCAAUGCUCUAUAACGGCUCAGAUGUCCUCAGAGACUUGGAGUGGGUGAUCUUUGACGAGGUGCAUUACAUCAACGACUCAGAGGUGAGGAAAUGCGCACACCAAGGGGAGCAGGGCUUGGAUCCGCCACGUACCAAGUCGAGGCAGUAUUGUCUGCACAGGCUGGCAGCAGCUUUCCCGGGUCUGAGAUCUUUCCUAGCCCUGCCUGCAGAUGCCAGGAACUGAACCUGAGACCUGCUACCAGGGACUGCAUUCUGCACGCCAAUCAGAGCCUACAGCUCCUCUCCCCAUCCGCAGCCUUCCUAGAAACAUAGGUAGCUGCCUUGUUCUUCCGGGUCAUGUGGCCAGCAUGACUAAGCCGCUUCUGGCGAACCAGAGCAGCGCACGGAAACACCGUUUACCUUCCUGCUGGAGCAGUACCUAUUUAUCUACUUGCACUUUUGACGUGCUUUCGAACUGCUAGGUUGGCAGGAGCAGGGACCAAGCAACGGGAGGUCACCCCGACGCGGGGAUUUGAACCACCAACCUUCUGAUCGGCAAGUCCUAGGCUCUGUGGUUUAACCCACAGCGCCACCCGCAUCCCACUCUGAACUGGUACAGUCCAGAAUAGAGAUGGCGAAGGCCUGGAUGAAACCUGGAAAAAUGAGGGGAGGGGGGAAUUUUGUUGUUGUAUUCAGGUCCUUCUGGCGGCCAUGGGCCUGACAUAGCAGAGGUCUUCUUAAUUUCUUCCGUUCCCUUGCAGCGUGGGGUUGUCUGGGAGGAGGUUCUCAUCAUGCUGCCAGACCACGUGAACAUAAUUUUGCUGAGUGCCACCGUCCCCAACACCCUGGAGUUUGCUGACUGGAUAGGGUAAGAAGUGGUGCAGUCGGAAACGAAAAUCUUGGUGCUGAGAUUCCUGCGUUGCAGGGGGUUGGACUAGAUGGCCCUUGGGGGUCCCUUCCAACUCUGCAGUUCUAUGGUUCUAGGAAGAGGGAGGGAUGAGGGAUGGAGGGGACUGGGCUGGGGAGGGAAUAAAGGAGCAUAGUGCUUUUAUGGGAUGUGAAAACCCUAAUAAAUGGCCAAUUAAAGAAUAGUAAUAAUAAAUAAUAAUAAAAUUUUAUUUAUACCCCGCCGUUCCCGGUUCAGAAAACCGGGCUCAGGGCAGCUAACAACAAAUUUAAAACACUUAAUUGUGAUACAACAAAAAACAGCAUAAAACAUGAAUAACAAUAAAUUCAGAAUUCAAAAAUCAAUUUAGGGGGGAAAUCCAUCCAAUAAACAUUAGAUGAUCACCAGGGCUAGCUGGCUAAAUUAGUCCUAUUUGGGCCAGCGAGGAGACCAGGGGAGAAUUAGCUGUGGGAUCCCAGAGCGGGUAAUCUUCAUAAAAAGGGGAGAGGGAGGGAAGGAAGGGGAAUAAAAGAUCAGGCUAAGUUCAAAUUGAAAGCCAGGCGGAAUAGCUCUGUCUUACAGGCUGCGGAAGAAAGUUAAGUCCUGCAGGGCCCUAGUCUCAUGGGACACAGCAUUCCACCAGGUCGGAGCCAUCACUGAAAAGGCCCUAGCCCUGGUGGAGGAUAAUCUGACUUAGGGCCCGGGACCUCUAAAGUAUGAUUAUUCAUGGACUUUAAGGUCCUCUGCGGGGCAUACCAGGAGAGUAAAGGUAAAGGUAAAGGGACCCCUGAUCAUUCAUUCCAGUCGUGGCCGACUCUGGGGUUGCUCAUCUCGUUUUAUUGGCCGAGGGAGCCGGCGUACAGCUUCCGGGUCAUGUGGCCAACAUGACGUAAGUUGCUUCUGGCGAACCAGAACAGCGCACAGAAACGCCAUUUACCUUCCCGCUGGAGCGGUACCUAUUUAUCUACUUGCACUUUGACGUGCUUUUGAACUGCUAGGUGGGCAGGAGCAGGGACCGAGCAACGGGAGCUCACCCCGUCGCGGGGAUUCGAACCGCCAACCUUCUUAUCGGCAAGUCCUAGGCUCUGUGGUUUAACCCACAGCGCCACCCGCGUCCCUAUACCAGAAGAGGCGGUCCCGUAAGUAGUAAGUGCUACAGCCAAUGUCAUGUUUGGUUGGGCACAGAGGAUUGGUGGGAGGGAGCAGCUGGGGAACCCCCAAAGGAAGAAGGCUCAGAGCCCGGGGAGUGGUGGUGGGACGACAACACUUGGCAGAAGGCGAAGAGGGACAAGACUGAGAGGAUGUUUGGAAGCUGAAGAGGUAACAGGGCUUGGUGUGAGCUAGGAGAGUUGUGGCAGAGAGAAGCCCAGAAUCAAGCACAGAAGCUGAAACAGGAGAGGAGGGGGCCAAGAGGUAGAGAUGAGGCAGGCUGCUGACGAGGGUCAGGUGUCUCCCCUUCCUACUACAACAAGCUCCCCUCCCCACUGGUGUCCCAGGACCAGAAGAGGCAUGAAAAGGGCGGAGGAGACGUUGGCGACAUGCAGUCUCAGAUUGCUUGGGGGGAACCCUGAAGAGGAGGAGACAUAGGCAGCUGUGGGGAAGCGGGGCCCUUUAGUCUCAGCAACUGCUUCAUAGGGGCAAGACCUACCAAAGAUGAUAAGACCUACCAAAGAUGAGAGCCAGUGUGGUGUAGUGGUUAAGAGCGGUAGUCUCGUAAUCUGGGGAACCGGGUUCGCUUCCCCGCUCCUCCACAUGCAGCUGCUGGGUGACCUUGGACUAGUCACACUUCUCUGAAGUCUCUCAGCCCCACUCACCUCACAGAGUGUUUGUUGUGGGGGAGGAAGGGAAAGGAGAAUGUUAGCCGCUUUAAGACUCCAAAGGGAGUGAGAGGCGGGGCAUCAAAUCCAAACUCUUCUAUAAUGGUGUGCUCAUUAGGCCUGACAUCCUGCCAAGUCUGUGGAGGUUGUGUUUUUGCUAAUGAAAGAGGUCACUCCAACUUGCUUGGUGCAAUUUACUGCAGGCUCACCCCUGCCAGCAGGGAUGGGAAACUUCAGCAGCAGCAGCCUAGGGACUUUUCACAGGCCCCACCCCCUCACCAGGUCCCACCCUUGAUGGGAGCUGCUCCACACCCUCCUUAAGCGCUUCUCGCUGGCUGGGAUGUGGCCUUAAACUCUGUCAAUAAUAAUAAUAAUAAUUAUUAUUAUUAUUAUUAUUAUUAUUAUUAUUAUUAUUAUUAUUUAUACCCCGCCCUUCCCAGCCAAGGGCGGCUAACAAGCAAUAAUAAAAACAAGUUGAAUGAAUACAACUUGAAGACAAAAUUAAAAUACAACAUUAAAAUAUUAAAAUGUAGCCUCAGCGCAGGAGGAGAAAGGAAAAAGAAAGAGGGGGAGGGAAUCAAAUUGGCUCCAAGCCAAAGGCCAGGCAGAACAACUCUGUCUUACAGGCCCUGCGGAAAGAAAUCAGAUCCUGCAGGGCCCUGGUCUCAUGAGGCAGAGCGUUCCACCAGGCCGGAGCCAGUGUUGAAAAGGCCCUGGCUCUGGUUGAAGCUAAUCUAACUUCCUUAGGGUCCGGGACCACUAGGGUGUUGCUAUUUAUGGACCUUGAGGCUCUCCGUGGAGCAUACCGGGAGAGGCGGUCCUGUAGGUAUGAGGGUCCUAGGCCGUGAAGGACUUUAAAGGUCAAAAGCAGCACCUUAAAUCUGACCCUGUACUCCACCGGGAGCCGGUGCAGCUUGAAAAGCACUGGAUGAAUAUGCUCCCAUGGCAGAGACCCCGUGAGGAGCCUCGCUGCAGCAUUCUGCACCCGCUGGAGUUUCUGGGACAGCUCUUGCUUGCCUGUAUGGAAGACAGAGAGGGGUGUCUGUGAGCACAUCUAGAAGCCAGCUGAUUGUACAAAUGCAAAAUUUGCAUUUGUUGCCCCGCCCACCCCUGGCUUGCCUGUCUCCCAUUGGAAGGUGGCCCAGAAGGGAUAAAGAAGGGCUCCUCCCCCUUGCAGUACCAUCAUAUCUAUCACGCCAGCAUCUGCCGUGUAGACGUGUGCCUUGGGUGAGCUGGGGGAAACAGGAGAGUCCGCAAGCCUGCAACUCAGCCAUGCUGGGCAUCCUUCUCUCUUUGCAGGAGGAUCAAGAGGAAGAAAAUCUACGUGAUCAGCACCCUGAAGCGCCCCGUCCCGCUGGAACAUUACCUGUACACAGGCAACAGCCAGAAAACGCAGAACGAGCUCUUCCUGCUGGUCGACGCCCGCGGCACGUUCCUGACCAAGGGGUGAGGGCCGAUGCGCUGGCAGAGCGUCUCGGCGGCUGGUGGGAAGCCAAAUGGCAGCCCCCACCCCACCUUGGUGGCCAAAAGUGUAGUAAGCCCAAUAACUGCACUUUAAUGGUGCCCCAGAUCUUGUCUCCAGAAGCAACUCACUUAGUCCAUCUAAAUGGCAGGGGCAUGGCCUUGUAAAACAGUUAGGGAAGGGAAGCCGGUGUGGCCGACGGCUGAGGAUGAUGGGAGUUGUAGUCCAGGAAGGUCAGGAGGGCAUGGCAUUGGCUACCGCUGGCAUCAGGUUGGCUUGUUAACCAUGCCUUAGGUUUACUCCAACCCCGGCCCAAGACACUCUCUUCCUGGCUGAGACAAGCUGAAAAUGGCACCCCAUCCCCUCUCCUCAUUUUUUCUCUUUUUUUACUUGUAGUCCGUGGAAUAAUGUCUUAUCCACCCUUUGCUUACGUACAUAAAGUGAGAAAUAUUAAUAAUAAUAAUAAUAAUAAUAAUAAUAAUGGAUCAGACUCUUACUGUCCAACCAGAUUCCUAUUGGUAUCUUGGAUACCUGAGCACAAAAGCCGCUUUCCCCGCUUGCGAGUCCCAACAACUCUGGUAUUUUACCCUUGAUUUGGCUUGUGAUAUAUAGCCAUCAUGAUGAGUAGCCAUUGGUAGCUGUGGCUGCUCUCCAUUAGUUUGUCCCAAACCCCUAAACUUUGUGUGCUUUAUGAAUGAAUCCUUCCUUUGGCUGGCCUGAAUCCUCCGUGGGGCCGGCCCUGCCAGUAGGCCGAGUGAAGCAGUUGCCUCAGGUGGCAGAUGCUCAGGGAUGGUUGGGGGAAUGGUGGCAAGGCAUCGGAAGGGCAGAGCUGGCAUGUGCCACUCACAGCCUGCCCUGAGCGAACUUGCUCCCCAUGGACGUGGUGGGGCGAGGGGUGCUGUCCUGUUGCCAGUAUUGAAGUAAGAUUCAGCUGCUGGUUUAGCUAUGGAACUGGGAGCGGCGGCCAUCUUGUCCUUUGCCUCAGGCAGCAAAAAAAGUUGACCGUCCAAUGCUCAGCUCCACUAGAUGGCUUGGAGUAUUUCUGAGAGGAAAAAAACCUCUGUCCCUUUUGCCCUGCACCAUGUGUAACUUUAUACGCCUUGGUCGUGUUUCCUCUCGCCCCUUUCUCCCUAUCCAAAUGAAUCCUCCAGGUAUUACGAUGCUGUGGAUGCCAAGAAGGAGCGGGCCAGCAAGCAUUCCCAGACCUUCGGGGCCAAGCAGCCCAUGCACCCGGGGGCUGGGGCAGGCCAGGUACGCUGGGCCAGGUUCAUCGCGGACCUGGGAGGGAGGGAGUUUGAUGCUGGCCUGUUGGGAAUCUGUGUACGUGCAGCUACUCACACAGAGUCAAUUAAGGUUUGGCAGACAACCAGAAGGCAAUCUGAAGGAAUAAGUCUGCCUGGUGAUAACAGAGACAUGGAGACAGCUCCCUGAUUGGUCAAGCUCUCUCAAGGGAGUGAUAAUUAAUGGCCUACUAACUGGAAUGUGUGAGUUCAGAGGUUCAGAGUUCUGUGUGUCAGUGUAGGAGUUGUGAGUCGUGUCAGAGAGAGCUAGCAAAAGAUCCGUGUUCUGUUCCUGUAAAUAGUCCACUGUAUAUAAUAAACACUUAACUACAAGUUCCUGGUUCCUGCUUCGUCUAUCCUGCCUGCAGCCAAGUCGCCAAUUGCUUCUGUGGAGUCUGUGUUUACUCUGCUAGGUCUGGCUAAGGUCCUGCAACUAGUCAGAAAGUUGCCAAACACCAAAUAGGUCCCCCCCCCCCCCCGGCAUCAAUAAAUACAUAAAAUGACCCAGUGCUGCUGUGUGUUGUAACAAGAAGGGCAAUGGAGAAUGGGUUCAUUAGGACCUAAUGUCGCCACUUCUCCUUUGCCGUAGCUUUUUAAAAACAAGGGUGGGGGCGCCUUUUGGCGUGUGGAAUCCUGAGCCCCCAACCCCCUGGCAGGCCACCUUGAUAGGUGAGUGUGGCCAUGGUGGCAGAGGCUGAUGGGACUUGUAGUCCAGGAUGCCGGCCUAGGCCCCAAGCCAAGUUGACCUGUGGCGUUCCCCUCAGGACAAGAACAUCUGGCUCUCCCUCAUCGACAUGCUGCGCAAGAAGGACCAGCUGCCCGUGGUGGCCUUCACCUUCUCCCGCAACCGCUGCGACGACAACGCCUCCAUGCUCACCACCGUCAACCUGACCACGACGAACGAGAAGAGCGAGAUCCACGUCUUCUUCCAGAAGUGCAUCUCCCGCCUGAAGGGCACAGACCGCCAGCUGCCUCAGGUCAGAGAGUGGGGCAGCGAGUGGUUGGCUUUGCGGCGAGACGCGCAGGGCGCUGGGCCUCUUGGCAUGAAGGGGUCUCUUCAGUUUUAGGGUUGCUGAGGGGAACCGGGCCUCCAAACAGCUUCGCUGCCCAGGGAGGAAAAGCCAUGCCUUGGAACAACUUAACUGCUAGAUAGCGGCUUCAUCACCUUCCACAUGUGUCCCAAGGAGAUGUACAAUAUAGAAUUUUAAAAAGCUGUUUCAUGUUGCUACUUGGCCUUUUGACUAAGAUCAGGGGUAGCACCUGUUCUUUUCAGUUUAAUAUCUGAUAUGGCAUCUGAGGACUAUACUGUACAGUGGUACCUUGGUUCUUGAACGUAAUCCAUUCUGGGAGUCCGUUCAACUCCCGAAACCAUUCGAAAACCAAGGCGCGGCUUCCAAUUGGUUGCAGGAGCUUCCUGCACUCAAUCAGAAGCUACAGAAGCCACGUUGGACAUUCAGCUUCUGAAAAACGUUCGCAAACCGGAACACUUACUUCCAGGUUUUUGGCAUUUGGGAGCCGAUUUGUUCAACAACUAAGCCAUUCGGGAACCAAGGUACCACUGUACGUUAAAAGUAUUUUUGGUGCUGGGAGAUGGAAUAGGGGUUUGCCCCAUCCACAGUGGUACAUCGGGUUACAGAUGCUUCAGGUUACAGACGCUUCAGGUUACAGACUCCGCUAACCCAGACAUAGUACCUCGGGUUAAGAACUUUGCUUCAGUAUGAGAACAGAAAUCGCACAGUGGCGGCGCGGGGCAGCGGGAGGCCCCAUUAGCUAAACUGGUACCUCAGGUUAAGAACAGUUUCAGGUUAAGAACGGACCUCCGGAACGAAUUAAGUUCUUAACCCAAGGUACCACUGUACCAGCACCUUGUACUUGGCCCACCUUGGAUUUCAGCCUGGCUUAAGACUUCAAAAUGGCCGCCGCUCCCAAGUUGUCUCGCAAGCCUAAGCAUCAACAUGGCCGCCAGAGUUGUAUAGACGUUAUUUCCAAGGAGUUUCUUGACAGCCUCUUUCAGUAGAGAAAUCCAAGAUGGUGACGAGCUUCCUGGAAGCAAUAGGGAAGGGGCUGCCGGGCCUUGUCGUUUUUUAACAGCGUUUUAACAGCCCGGUUGCUGUUCUUCUAGGUCCUUCAUAUGGUGGAUCUCUUGAAGCGAGGCAUUGGGGUACAUCACAGCGGCAUCCUGCCCAUCCUAAAGGAAGUGGUGGAGAUGCUGUUCAGCAAAGGCCUCGUCAAGGUGAGUCCUGUGAGCUUAUACUUUGGAGAGGUGCCGCCGUGUGGCUGUUAAGAGUGCUAGACUCAGACUGGGGUCACAUCCGCACUCUUAUGCCGCUUUUAGCAGUCAUGGCUUCCCCCCAAAGAAUCCCGGGAGCUGUAGUUUGUGGAGGGUGUGGCUCUGUGAGCGAGUCUCCCAACAGCGCCUAGCACCCUUAACAUUUCCCAGGAUUCUUUGGGGGGGAAGCCAUGACGGUUUAAAGUGUGGAUGUGACCUGAAGUGGACACAGGUUCCUGUUCCCGCUUGGCACGAGCGUCUCCACCCCCAUCAUCUAGCCCGGACACUGAGGUCCAUCUCCAAGGGCCUUCUGGUGGUUCCCUCACUGUGAGAAGUGAAGCUACAGGGAACCAGGCAGAGGGCCUUCUCAGUGGUGGCGCCCGCCCUGUGGAACGCCCUCCCACCAGAUGUCAAGGAAAUAAACAACUAUCUGACUUUUAGAAGACACCUGCUCUGUAUUGGGAAUUUUUUAAUGUCUGAUGUUUUAUUGUGUUUUUAAUAUUCUGUUGGGAGCCGCCCAGAGUGACUGGAGAAACCCAGCCAGAUGGGUGGGGCAACAACAACAAUAAUAAUAAUAAUAAUUAAUAAUAAUAAUAAUAAUUAAUAAUAAUAAUAAUAAUGCCCACAGGUGAGGAUGAAAGGGCGGGGGCCUCUUACAAGCUACCUUGAGUUCCUUGGAGGAAAGCGAGAUGAAAAUAUAAAAAAAAAAUUAAAAGAAACUGAACGGUUGGGGGUGGGAGUGGAUAUUUCACCCCUCCCGUUGCAAGAAUCUCCUGACAAUGUUUUCAGAAAGGAGGGGGCGGAAUCUGCUCAUCCCUUCUCCUCCAGCCUGACUCUGUGGGAGUCUGAGUGUUCUCUGUGUAGAGAUAAGAUGGCUGCUUCAGCAGCUGUAACACUCAUGCAGUCCAGUGCUUAGUUUCCAGUUUAUUUUUCAGUUUGCAGUAGCUGUAAAAGAAUAAAGAAGUUACGCUUCAGAGCCGUCGUUCGUGUGAUUCAUACUCUGCUGUGCUCUGCUGACUUUGGUGCUCCCAGCUCAAAGUUGUGAGUCCGUUGCACUUAGACCUGCUUCUCUGCAGUGGAAGGUCUCUGGAAGUGCUUUCCCAGCUCACCUGGCCCAGUCGGGGCUGAAGAGGUUGAGCCCAGUCGUUGGCACCGGCUCAAAGGCGAAGCCGACAGUGGGCAGGGGACAAACAUAAGGAGCAACUUGACAACAUUUUUCUCCAUUGUUCUUGAUUCAGAUCCUCUUUGCCACUGAGACUUUCGCCAUGGGAGUGAACAUGCCGGCAAGGACAGUGGUCUUUGAUUCGAUCCGCAAACACGACGGCACAAACUUCCGGGAUCUGGUGCCAGGUAACAGGGAAAGCGGAGGGAGGGCAGGCAACUUUCACGUGCACCUGUUUUGCAGACCGCAGUGGCAGAGUACCUCCCUGGCCUUAAUGCUUGCUUUCCUUCCAUAUUUAAUCAUUUCCCUGCCCCCUGUUCCUCCGUGGGUUUUUCUACCCACGUUUUAUUCUCUAGCUUCUUAAAGAAUUGUAGAGUUGGAAGGGACCCUGAGGGUCAUCUGGUCCAACCCUCUACAAUGCAGGAAUCUCAACUGAAGCAUCCAGGACAGCUGGCCACUCUGCUUAAAAACCUCCAGUGAAGGAGAGUUUCCAAGGGAGUCUGUUCCACUGUUGAACAAGCUCUUCUUCUUUCUUUUUUUAAAUCAUUUUUAUUGAUUUUCCAAUAAAAAACAUCCAAUUAAUAUCAAUCCAAUCAUAACGCUCCAAUUAAAAUAAAAAACUAAAAGAAAAAAAGACCAAAUUAUAAUUUUUAAUUUUUCGAGCUCCCCACGGUCUGGAUCUCUGAAGCAUAUCUCCACAUCUCAGUCCUGCCUCUCCUCGUUGUUUCCAUAUUUUCCACAUCUCAAUUUUGACGCUUUAUAAUUCCGUUCCCUGAGUCCACGAUUCGCAAUCGUGUCAAACAUCAUAUACUUUCAUCCGUCGGAUACUGCUUUGUACAGUGGUACCUCGGGUUACAUACGCUUCAGGUUACGUACGCUUCGGGUUACAGACUCCGCUAACCCAGAAAUAGUACCCUGGGUUGAGAACUUUACCUCAGGAUGAGAACAGAAAUGGUGCGGCGGCAGCAGGAGGCCCCAUUAGCUAAAGUGGUGCAUCAGCUUAAGAACAGUUUCAGCUUAAGAACAGACCUCCGGAACGAAUUAAGUUCUUAACCCGAGGUACCACUGUAUAUAUUUUUCCAACUGUCUUUUUCUCAGCGCAGCUUCAUCUGACUCCGUUCCAAUCUGGGAUGAACAAGCUCUUCUUGAUAGCUUUCAUGGUGGGCACCGAAGCAGCGAUAGCUUGCCUGUAUUGCUGCAGGAGAAAGAGGAGUGAGGCCAGAUCUGUGGUGGCUGCUCAUCUUCCUUUCUGGCCAAAUGUUAAGACUGGGGAUGUGCGUGCAAUGUUGUUCCUCCCGUCCUGCAAUAAAUUACAAAGCUCCCAGCUGCAGGUCUCACCUUACAAGCGGCAAGUCUAGUAUCAGCAGCAAGAUACGGACAUGGUGUUGCUCAUUGAUUCACCUGGUAGCAAGCUGCCAUUCACCCCAGGUGCUGAGGCAGGAACUGUUGUCCGCCUGGAUAGAUUCCUAGUUGGCAACCAUUAUUUACUGAAGAGCCCCUUUUGACCGCAGUGCCAACCAUCUAAUGACAGGAGCUCGUCCUACUCUCGAGUAGGACCCUGGUAGAGACACAUGCCCGACUGGCAUGUUAUCUCCCUCCUGGUCGUUCGUUUGGGAGCUUCAAAAGCUUUCUUCUGCCCGAACAUCACAGCGACCGAUGCCAACCGACACCGGCACACUUAGGGAUUUGCAGAGUCUGCGCAAUUUGUGUGACAGACCUCAGCAACUCAGCAUUUUGGCUAAUCUAGUUUAUUGACCGUAAUUUUCGCUCUAUAGGACGCACUUUCUCCGCAAGCCUUCUGAGUGUGGCGGGAGUUCCCACCGGGCUCCGAAGGCUUGCGGAAAGCAGCCUGUUCUGGGGGCUGGGGUCGGGGGAGGCUCGGGCUUCGAGGUUGCUCGGGCAUCCCCCGUUCCAGCCCCGCAAGCCCUGGGAGCGUGUGCAGCUUUUCCCGGCUGGAGAGGUUGCACGUGGGUAAAGAGGAAGCCAAGACAGCUGUUGGCAAUAUUUUUUCCCCCUUUAUUUCCCCCCCUAAAAACUAGGUGCGCCCUAUGGUCCAGUGCGCCCUAUGGAGCGAAAAAUACGGUACAUAUAAACACACAUAGAGCACUGCAACAUGGCUCCCUCUCUCUCUAGCUUCAGACAGGAAAGAGAAAGAACAAAGGACAAUAGUCCCACUUCACGGAACACAGUAACACAAACAUCCUGUUUCCGUCACUUCCCACUCCAUGACUGCAAUCACGGAGCAGGAAUUCUAACAUCUAAGUGCAUGUUUCUUUCUCGCACAGCUGAGUACAUCCAGAUGGCAGGCCGAGCUGGACGCCGAGGUCUCGACACCACGGGGAUGGUGAUCAUCUUGUGCAAAAGCCAAGCGCCUGAGAUGGCUGAUCUUCACCGGAUGAUGUUGGUGAGUUAGGCGUACAAACGCACACAAACUGUUUCCCAUCCCUGUUGCACCUGAUUACUCUGCAAUGGGGUGUCCUUAAAAGUGUGAGGGCUGAAAUAACGUAUCAUAAGAGCUUUCCUUCUGGGUCGAGCCUAAAUGUAAUCCAGAGCUUGCAAGGAGGACAGGAGAACCAGAAUCUCUUUGGUCUUGGCAACUGGUAUUUCGAGGCUUCUGACCUUGGAAGUUGCUCUUAGCUACUUUAGCUGAUCAACGUGGUUAGACUAGGACCUGGAAGACCAGGUUCAAAUCACGGCUUGACCAUGAAGCUCACUGGGGGAUUUUGGGCCGGUCACUCACUCUCAGUCAUAUCUACCUUACAGGGUUGUUGUGAAGAUAAAAUGGGGAGGAGGAGGACUAUGUGCUUCUCCUUGACCUCCUUGGAGGAAAGGGUGAGAUAUAAAGGCAAUAAGUAAAUACAGUGGUACCUCGGGUUACAUAUGCUUCAGGUUACAUACGCUUCAGGUUACAGACUCCGCUAACCUAGUAAUAGUGCUCCAGGUUGAGAACUUUGCUUCAGGAUAAGAACAGAAAUCGUGCUCUGGCGGCGCGGCAGCAGCAGGAGGCCCCAUUAGCUAAAGUGGUGCUUCAGGUUAAGAACAGUUUCAGGUUAAGAACGGACCUCCGGAACUAAUUAAGUACUUAACCUGAGGUACCACUGUAGUUUAUUUAGCACAAUCCAUUUUUAAAAGCCAUUUCUAUGCUUGUGUGAAUUUUCUGCGAGGUGAGUAAAUCUGUAUUGCUUUCACUCUGCGUAAAUUCUGCCGAUUUUUACCAUUUGGCAUAAUCCACAAACAUACCAAGACCGAUUUGAGUCUUCUCGCAAUCAUCCUCAUUUAGCCAAAGUUUAUGCACAACACAAGGGUGGCGCUGUGGGUUAAACCGCAGAACCUAGGACUUGCUGAUCAGGAGGUUGGUGGUUCGAAUCCCCGUGACGGGGUGAGCUACCAUUGCUCGGUCCCUGCUCCUGCCCACUUAGCAGUUCGAAAGCACGUCAAAGUGCAAGUAGAUAAAUAGGUACCGCUCCGGCGGGAAGGUAAACGGCGUUUCCGUGCGCUGCUCUGAUUUGCCAGAAGCGGCUGAGUCAUGCUGGCCACAUGACCCGGAAGCUGUAUGCCGGCUCCCUUGGCCAAUAAAGCGAGAUGAGCACCGCAACCCCAGAGUCGGCCACAACUGGACCUAAUGGUCAGGGGUCCCUUUACCUUUGCCUAUGCACAACACAAGGGAAAGAAAUCAGCAUCAGUGUUUUGCUCUUGUGCCCUAGAAGCAUCAGCCAGCCAUCUCUCUCUAGCUUUGGAGAUAGUAGCAGGCAUUGCUUCCAUUCAGCCAUAAGAGCUAGAAACUUGGCUGCUGCUUUUAAACAGAUACGGGGAUUCUCCAGAAGCUGAAUUCACUGCUCCCAGUGCCAUUUUCUGUGCACCUGCAAAACCGCAAUGGAGACACAGCCAGAUGGAUUUCUACAGCCAGAUGGGCAGGGUAGAAAUAAUGAAUUAUUAUUAUUAUUAAUUUUAUUAUUACUGCUUGUUGGUAUAUAGGCUUCCUAGAAGGGCCUUAAGGUCAUGAAGAAGAACCCUGUAGCUGGUUCAGGCAAAUGCCCCGCCUAGUCCAGCAAGGCAGAGGCCCCCGAUGCGAAACCUGUGAGAGCAGAGGCAUUUGGGAAAAACAGCUUUGCUGCCUUCCUCUCCCAACUCUCCUCCUCUGUCCCUCCAGGGCAAACCCACCCAGUUGCAGUCCCAGUUCCGCCUCACCUACACCAUGAUCCUCAACCUGCUGAGAGUAGAAGCCCUUCGUGUGGAGGACAUGAUGAAGAGGAGCUUCUCUGAGUUCCACACCCGGAAGGACAGCAAGGUAGGUCUCUGGAGAGAGUGGGUGUCAGAAGCGAGCCGGCAGCUAGUCACACCACGCCGUGUAAGUUGGAGUUAAAUCUUUAUUAACAAAAUUAUGCUCCGCACAGGAGUGUCAAGCCUAAUGAGCACAGUAACUCAUCUCUAGUAGGUCUUGCUCUCAUCAAACAGGUGCUGGGACUGAAAGACCCCACAGCUGCCUAAGUGGCCACCCACACCCCAGUUUAUUUCCCAGCAAUCUGAGACUUUGUCUGUGCAUCACCAAUCUCUCCUCUACCCUUUUCAUGCCUCUACUUGUUCUGGGAGACAAGCAUGGAGGGGAGACACCCGUGCCUCUUCCCCAGCCAGACUCAUUGCACACACCCCUCCUCUCCAGCCUCUACUGAUUCUGGACUUUUCUCUGCCGCAGACUCCUCUCAGCUCACGAAGCCUUGUUUCCCCUUUAGCUUCCAACCCGCCUCUUCCCAGUCUGCGCCCUCUUCUCUGCCUGACCACGCAUGGUUGUCCCACCACCACCACUCCCUGGGCACUGUGCCACCUUCUUCCCUUGAGGGUUCCCCAGCUGGGGUCUCCCACCAUUCCUCUGUGGCCAACCAGUAUGUGGCUCCCUGGGGAACAGAAGAAAGGACAGGUGUCGUAACCAGAUCUGACUUGAGGACACUUGGAAAGUCCAGGGCAUGAGUUGGGCAGCAGCCGGAACUCCUGUCAUGUAAGGAUCUUAAACACUGUUGUAAACAAAAAUUGCCCUUUUCCCUUAUGGGGGACACAAGAGCCCAUAUAGAGUCCUUAAGUGGGUUCCCUAUUGGUAGGAGAAGAUAACAGAGGCCAACCAGAGAAUAUUGAGAAGCAAAGCAGCUAGUAAGCCUGAUCUUUAUUGAUCUGUUGCAACAGGGUGCUCCCCUCACCUGCAGGAGAGGAGGAGGAACCCAGAACAAGGGUGCACAAGGUCUUACAAAGACUUUUGAAAUUGCCACCCUGUAGAUCAAGACCACCCCCAGAAACAUCAUACAUACAUCACAGAAAAGGCGGUCUAAAACAGAAAUUUGAAUGUUGUUUUUCCUGUUUGCCAGGUUAUCUGCUUGCCUUUCCUGAUUGUCUUUCCUGAUAGUCUGUCACCCAUUAAAAUGCUGAUUACUCAAUUCCUGAGACAAUGGGAAGGCUCCCUGACCCUCCUCCCUCCUUGCAGGGAAAACAUUUGGUCAGUUUGGGAAUCAAAAUGGUUCCAGGUCGGUCUUCCUGUGCUGAUCUAUGUACGUGCUUGGUUGGUACGCUUAUGAACACUACCAUAUAUUUGAGACCUCAAAAUUCCUAUCACAACACACACACACACAUACACACACCCUACAGGUCCAAGGCUGUAUGGGAGGAGCAAAGGAAUAAGAGGGGAAUUGUAGAUCAGGGCUAGGAAUUUAUGCCUCCCUGGAUGUUGCUGGACAACUCCCAUAAUUCCUGGUCAGCUAUCCUGGCUGAUGGGAGGCUUGGGAGUCCAAUAACGUUUGCAGGGCUGCAGGCUCCCCUUCCGUGUUUGAUGGAGGUCUGCAUGCAAAUAUGGAAGAAGCCAAAUAAUAAUAAUAAUAAUAAUAAAUAAUAAAUUUUAUUUAUACCCCGCCCUCCCUGGCCAGAGCUAGGCUCAGGGCGGCUAACACCAAUAAAAUCACAUUAAAAACAUAAUAGGGGGGAAAGGGGGGGGACCAAUUUAAAAUACAGGUUAAAAUGCAAUUUAAAAUGCAGCCUCAUUUUAAAGUAGCUGAUAAAUCAAUACCAUAAGGGGAAGCAAACAUAAGGGUCAGACCGAGUCGGGAACGUGGGGAAGAAACCAGAAGGCAGUUGAUUGAAGAUCAGCAUGGUGUACACAUGAGAAUUUUAGAAGUGGAUCAGGUAAUUAGUCCAUUUGAUCCAGUGUUGUCUGCCUGCUGCCAGGGAAUGAAGCUAGAAGCAUUCUGAUUGCCAAGAACGUCUCCUCCGCUAACCUGUGGGUGCUGUCUGUCCAGGCUCCCUUAAGUCUUGCGCCCCCCCCUCUCUUGGGGAGAGUCUGGGCCUUUCCCUCUUCACAUCGCUCCACCUUCCCUGACCCCCUUCCCUCCUAGGUCCACGAACACAGGAUUGCCCAACUGAGCUGCAUCUUGGCCAACAUGGAAGCAUCAGAUCUGUCGGGACAGCUUGGCGACUUAGAGGAGUAUUAUCAUGUGGUCCGAGAGCUACAGGAGACCCGGGAACUCAUACAGGUGCUGAUUUGGGGGGGGGGGGGAUCUGGAGAACGGGGGUGCAGAGCUCUGCCCUCUCAGAGAGUGGCCCUUGUUUUGGAAGUUGAUGGACCCAUGGGCUAGACAGUAUCGCCCAGUGCCUCUAGGUGGCGCUGUUGGUGCGUCUGCCCAAGGUAGAGUACUCAGGCUGCAUGAGAUGCUCUGGGAUAGGAUGGCUUGCUUUGUUCAAUGAGAGGGAUCAGUUGUGGGCAUUGAGGCAGCCGCAUGCCCUGGCUCUCCUUGGAACAGGAAGGGAAAGAAGAAUGUCUUGGCGCUUCCCGAUUUGGAGUUUUCAGGUCUCAUCCAGGAGGAGAGAGAUUUGAGGAUCAGGAGGUGGUGACGAGAGGGAUAAUCUCUUCCCCCUUUUUUCAGGGGGCACAAGCUUAAACCUGCUCACAGGGCUGUAGUUUGAGUGCUCACUGUGCCAGCCAUGUCAGCCAGGCCCUUCUCAAGAUACUCCAUUCCGUUUCUCCUCUCCCAACUGAGUUUUCUCCCAUCCACCCCAAAAUGCCCACAGUCUGCCGGUAUUCCAUGGCUACAAAGCGUUCUUAGUCUCCAUUGGGCUGUUUUGGGUCGUGUCACUGUACCCAUGAAGGUUUGUUUGCUUGUUUGUACUAAAGUCCCUUUGUUCUUCAAACAAACCCGAAGCCUGCUGAUAUAAUAAUAAUAAUAAUAAUAAUAAUAAUUUAUUAUUUAUACCCUGCCCAUCUGGGUGGGUUUCCCCAGCCACUUUGGGUGGCUUCCACCGAAUAUUAAAAACAAUACAGCAUCAGACAUUGAAACUUCCCUAAACAGGGCCGCCUUCAGUUGUCUUUUAAAAGUAAAUUAGUUGUUUAUUGCCUUGCCAUCUGCUGGGAGGGGAUUCCACAGGGAGGGCACCACUACCGAGAAGGCCCUCUGCCUGGUUCCCUGUAACCUCACUUCUCGCAUCUAGGGAACCGCCAGAAGGCCCUCGGCGCUGGACCUCAAUGUCUCCCUCUUUGGCAUAAACAAUGCCAUGUAAGCAACGGCGCUUACACCUGGACAUGGGGAAAUAUAGAGAAAAACCCAUGGGAUCUUUGCCCCCUUUGCCAAAAGGGCCCAAACUAAAGAAGAAUGGCAACUUAAGCUGAUGGAAUAUGCCCAGCUUGCAGAUUUAACGUAUGGCAUAAGAGAACAAGAAGAAAGUAUGUUGAAAGAAGAUUUAAAAAUGUUUACUGAAUAUAUGGGGGGAAAUUGUGUACACUUGAAAAUGAUGGCAGAAUUAAGGUAAAUUCAACAAUGUAAAUAAGUUUUGAUGGAUGUAACAAUGGAAUACUGAAUGGUUUAGUUCAUGUAAAGUAUGCAGGGGUUUAUGGUAUGCAAAAUAAACCACGGAAAGAGAAGGGAAGUCACUGACAAUGUAAGGUUGUUUAAAUGAGUGUAAAGGUAAAGGUAAAGGGACCCCUGACCAUUAGGUCCAGUCACGGACAACUCUGGGGUUGCGGCGCUCAUCUCGCUUUAUUGGCCGAGGGAGCCGGCGUACAGCUUCCAGGUCAUGUGGCCAGCAUGACUAAGCCGCUUCUGGCGAACCAGAGCAGUGCACGGAAAUGCCAUUUACCUUCCCACUGGAGCGGUACCUAUUUAUCUACUUGCAUUUUGACGUGCUUUCGAACUGCUAGGUUGGCAGGAGCAGGGACCGAAUAACGGGAGCUCACCCCGUCACGGGGAUUCAAACCGCCGACCUUCUGAUUGCCUAGUCCUAGGCUCUGUGGUUUAACCCACAGCGCCACCCACGUCCCUUAAAUGAGUAUAUUAAAUUGUAAAACAGAAUAUAUAUAUAUACACACACACACAGAGACAGUGUGUGUGUGUGUGUGUGUGUGUGUGUGUGUGUAUAUAUAUAUAUACAGUGGUGCCCCGCAAGACGAACGCCUCGCAAGACGAAAAACCCGCUAGACGAAAGGGUUUUCCGUUUUGGAGGCGCUUCGCAAAACGAAUUUCCCUAUGGGCUUGCUUCGCAAGACGAAAGCCCAUAGGAAAAUCUCCGGUCCGCGAAGCCUGGGCGCGCUGAUCUCAGCGCGCGCAGGCUUCGGCAUGCCGGCAACUCUCCGCGAGCAGCGGCAGCGCUGCCGCUGCUCGCGGAGAGGUCCGCGAAGCCUGGGCGCGCUGAUCUCAGCGCGCGCAGGCUUCGGCAUGCCGGCAACUCGCCGCGAGCAGCGGCAGCGCUGCCGCUGCUCGCGGAGAGGUCCGCGAAGCCUGGGCGCGCUGAUCUCAGCGCACCCAGGCUUCGGCAUGCCUGCAACUCUCCGCGAGCAGCGGCAGCGCUGCCGCUGCUCGCGGAGAGGUCCGCGAAGCCUGGGCGCGCUGAUCUCAGCGCGCCCAGGCUCGGCAUGCCGGCAACUCUCCGCGAGCAGCGGCAGCGCUGCCGCUGCUCGCGGAGAGGUCCGCGAAGCCUGGGCGCGCUGAUCUCAGCGCGCCCAGGCUUCGGCAUGCCGGCAACUCUCCGCGAGCAGCGGCAGCGCUGCCGCUGCUCGCGGAGAGGUCCGCGAAGCCUGGGCGCGCUGAUCUCAGCGCGCCCAGGCUUCGGCAUGCCGGCAGCUCUCCGCGAGCAGCGGCAGCGCUGCCGCUGCUCGCGGAGAGGUCCGCGAGCCUGGGCGCGCUGAUCUCAGCGCGCCCAGGCUUCGGCAUGCCGGCAACUCUCCGCGAGCAGCGGCAGCGCUGCCGCUGCUCGCGGAGAGGUCCGCGAAGCCUGGGCGCGCUGAUCUCAGCGCGCCCAGGCUUCGGCAUGCCGGCAACUCUCCGCGAGCAGCGGCAGCGCUGCCGCUGCUCGCGGAGAGGUCCGCGGAGCCUGGGCGCGCUGAUCUCAGCGCGCGCAGGCUUCGGCAUGCCGGCAACUCUCCGCGAGCAGCGGCAGCGCUGCCGCUGCUCGCGGAGAGGUCCGCGAAGCCUGGGCGCGCUGAUCUCAGCGCGCCCAGGCUUCGGCAUGCCGGCAACUCUCCGCGAGCAGCGGCAGCGCUGCCGCUGCUCGCGGAGAGGUCCGCGAAGCCUGGGCGCGCUGAUCUCAGCGCGCCCAGGCUUCGGCAUGCCGGCAACUCUCCGCGAGCAGCGGCAGCGCUGCCGCUGCUCGCGGAGAGGUCCGCGAAGCCUGGGCGCGCUGAUCUCAGCGCGCCCAGGCUCCGGCAUGCCGGCAACUCUCCGCGAGCAGCGGCAGCGCUGCCGCUGCUCGCGGAGAGGUCCGCGAAGCCUGGGCGCGCUGAUCUCAGCGCGCGCAGGCUUCGGCAUGCCGGCAACUCUCCGCGAGCAGCGGCAGUGCUGCCGCUGCUUGCGGAGAGGUCCGCGAAGCCUUGCCUGGACAGCUUUUGAAGGCAGGUGGGGGGACAAAGACUUUCGCCCCCGCCAGCCUUCAGAAGAGGUCCAGGACCUCUUCUGAAGGCUGGCGGGGGCAAAGUCUUUGUCCCCCUGCCUGCCUUCCCAGGGGCUUUUUAAUUGCCCCGGACAGCGGAGAAGUCCUCCGCUGUCCCGGGGCAAUUUUAAAAUGCCGCCCGCCAGCAUUUUAAGAUCGCCCCGGACAGCGGAGAAGCUCUCCGCUGUCCCGGGGUUUUAAAAUGCUGGGGGUGGAAGAAAAGCCCUUGUCCCCCCCAGCCUUCAGAAGAGGUCGGGGACAGACUGUCCCCGGACCUGGUCUGAAGUCGGUUUCCUAGGAACGCAUUAAUUGAUUUUCAAUGCAUUCCUAUGGGAAACCGUGCAUCGCUAAGACGAAAAACUCGCAAGAAGAAAAAACUUGCGGAACGAAUUAAUUUCGUCUUGCGAGGCACCACUGUAUAUAUAUAUAUAUAUAUAUAUAUAUAUAUAUAACUUUGCCAAAGGAUGUUCCCUCGUAGCUGUGCUAAGUUGCUGUUGCACAUUCACCUCCAUAACCAAGAAGACUACAGUUUGGUUCUGUUCUGAACGUUCGCCAAAGGUCUCAAGAUUUAAAAGCAUCUUGAGGAGAAAGGGACCAUGGGUUGCCUUCCUCUGACCUGGCUUAUGUCUAUAGGAAGGAGAAAGACUUUCUGGAGCAGGGUGGGGUUUGGAUCCAGCAUCCUUCCUGCUCCUCAAAAGUUGUGGAUACAGGACUGGCUACUUUGGAAGAAAACUUGGAAGCAAGAGCCCAAGGUCUUUCUGUUUUAGAAUUCCAGUUAUGGUGUCCUAAGUGUGCUGUUUGCGUGUGUGUCAUCCUCUAGCUGUUUCUCACUUUCAGAGGCGAGUCAUGGAGUCAAUGAACGGACUGAAGGCCCUUUCCGUGGGACGGGUGAUCGUUGUGAAAAAUCAAGAGCACCGAAAUGCCCUGGGGGUGAUUUUGCAGGUAAGUGGGGGCGUUUCUCCAGCACCAUGUGCUAAAGAACCCCAAAUUCGGUGCUCACAGGUGUAGACUGUUUGAUUCAGUAACAUUUCUUUACCGCCUGAUUGUAAUAAACAAAACAAAACCCCACCUCUAAGCUUUUUACAAGAAGAAAGAUAAAUGAGACAUGCUCUUGUGUCUAGGUUGGUUGGUUUGUUUUGCUCAUGGAUAGAUUUGGGCUUGGAAAAGUCAAGGAUCUGAAGAUGAUAUGUAGGGCAUUGAGACUCAAGACUGAGUCUUGUUCAGUCACUGCACCCAAAAACCCAGACUUUUAACCCUGGCAUGCAAGUUGUCUCCUCAAGCAUGAGGACUAGAUUCUUGGUUUUCCAUACAAAAACUGUUCUCUAUUGCUCAAGCAACUUAUUCUCCCCCCACCCCUCUCUCUCUCACACAUAUAUAUAUAUAUACACACACAUACAUAUAUAUAGAGAGAGAGAGAGUUAGGAAGACUUAUAGACCACUUAAUCAUAAAACUCUCUAAGAAGUGCAAACAUAAGAAAAUUGUUGAUAAAAUGCUACUAAAAUCCCCAAAACUGUUCAGAAAAGUAUAUGCAAGACAAAAUCAACAAAACCUUUAAAUCAUAGUCUAAAUUAUAUGUCUGUGUAGGCUUGCUGUAAUAAUCAUAAAAAAGCUUUCAGCAGGUAUCUAAACAACACAGUGCCUACAAAUGGAUCGACAAAUUCACUAAGGCAGGAUCUAACUUUCUUUAACAUAGAAGAGGAAGGAAGCAACACUGAGCUAUUUAGAUGGGGGGGGGGGGCAAUUUGCAGUUGGGGACUCAAUGUUAGCUGGUAUUAGGACCAGCCCAAAUGUCACAAAAGUUCUCCAAAACUCAGAAUUUGGAGGUGAGGCGGAUAGAAAGCUGGUUUGAUGCUGAAGUCAGUCUGCAUUUAAUCAGCAUUGUAGUAGAACAUGGGUAGGCAAACUAAGGCCCGGGGACGAGAUCCGACCCAAUCGCCUUCUCAAUCUGGCCCAUGGACGGUCCAGGAAUCAGCGUGUUUUUACAUGAGUAGAAUGUGUCCUUUUAUUUAAAAUGCAUCUCUGGGUCAUUUGUGGGGCAUAGGAAUUCAUUCAUUCCCCCCCCCAUAUAGUCCGGCCCCCCACAAGGUCUGAGGGACAGUGGACCGGCCCCCUGCUGAAAAAGUUUGCUGACACCUGUGGUAGAAUAAAAGAAGAGGAGACUAUAGGGAUGAGGAAUCAGUGUUGCUGUUGGACUACAGUUCCCAUCAUUCCCAACUGUUGGCCAUGCUGGUUGGGACUGAUGGAUGGUGGAGUCUAACAGUAUCUGCAGCUUUCCUCCACAAAUCUCCUUAGCACUCUGCAGAACUUGAGUCGCACUUAAGCGGCGUCAGAUCUGAUGCAGUUGCUCUCUGAGAGAGUGGUAGUCUCGUAAUCUGGUGAACCGGGUUCGAUUCCCUGCUCCUCCACAUGCAGCUGCUGGGUGACCUUGGGCCAGUCACACUUCUCUGAAGUCUCUCAGCCCCACUCACCUCACAGAGUGUUUGUUGUGGGGGAGGAAGGGAAAGGAGGAUGUUAGGCGCUUUGAGACUCCUUCGAGUAGUGAUAAAGCAGGAUAUCAAAUCCAAACUCUUCUUCAAACUCUUCUCUGUCUCUGGCCCACUUUUGCCAAGGGAUGCACAACCUCAACUGUGACGACCCCAUGGAUGGUUGUUUAGGCUGGAGGCCGGACGAGGAAAAGGUAGCCUGUUUACUCCCCUUUGCAAAUCACGUUCCCGGCCUCUUGACUUCAGGUUUCCUCUGACGCGGCCAACCGAGCCUUCAGCACUUUGGUGAUGUGCGAGAAAAAGCUGUCAGAGGGGGACGCGGCUGCUUGCAAGGAGGCCGGUUCCCCUUCCCCUCCAGAGGUGCCUCUUCCUGAUGACCUUCUGCACACCAAGCUCUUCCUUCCAGAGGGUAAGGCGAAAUAGGGGUUGAUUUGGGGGGAAACGAGGUUUGUGGUUUUAUAUUACAGGGCAGAUUCUGCAUCUUCUUUUUUUACUAAGAACCCUGAGGUCCGCCAGCCAGACCCUGGUUGCAAAAUAGUGGUUCAGGGCGGGGAAUCCUCUUGGGAUUAAGGAAUGGGCUGCCUCUGAGCAUAUUCUUGGCCCAGGAGUUUGUCUUCAGUACCAGAACUAAAUUUGCAGCUGUUUCACACAAAGGAUCGUUCCUGGUCUUCCCCUUACCCAUAGCAGAUUUCUUCAUCUCAGCAGCCUAACUUACAAGGAAGGGAAAACCUUUUGUUAUCGCUGCUAAAAAAAUAAGAUAACACAGAGGGAGUUGUAAAUCCUUGCUGAUCUACUGCAAGUUUCCCACACUAGAGCCUGAUCUCCCUUUUGCUGACCUUUAAAUAAGAGGGGUGGGAGCAAAGCAUCAUUUUUGCCUGUUGUCAACAGAUCUGCUUGCAUUCCCACAAGGAACUCAAAGUGAGAUGAAUGAAUGAAUUUUAUUAUUUCGGUCACAGACCAGUUCCUGCCCACAUACAAUAUCAAGGAGGUCAUAAAACACGAUAGGGAUACAUUUGAAAUUGCAGUUAGGUAUAGCAGGGACAAUACAGAUACAGCAACAGUUUAAAUAUAUAUAAAUUAAAACUUAGUCACUAACAUAUAACCUAAAAUUAUCAUUUAGAACCUUAAUCAUUAUGAUAGCACAGCUUGUUCCCUAAGUUUUAUGGCAAUCGCACAGAAUUUGGCUACCCUUAAUGUGAUCUCAGGGUCCUUGUCCUCUACCAGGGAUUUUAGACAUUGAAGUUCGGAUUCAUUUGGAGAGUUUUGCAUAGCAGGGGUAAUAAAUACCGAGCGUGAGAUAACAUUCCAAGUUGUGUGUGCACGUUAAGCAUUCCAAAUACCAUAUUUUUUGCUCUAUAAGACACACUUUUUCCCUCCUAAAAAGUAAGGGGAAAUGUGUGUGCGCCUUAUGGAGCAAAUGCAGGCUGCGCAGCUAUCCCAGAAGCCAGAACAGCUGAGCGCAGCCUCUUCCGGGCAGGGGGAGCCUUCAUUCCGCUGCCCGGGAGAGGCUGUGCGUGGCUAUCCCAGAAGCCACAACAGCAAGAGGCUAUCCCAGAAGCCAGAUCCCUCUUGCUGUUCUGGCUUCUAGGAUUCAGAAUAUUUUUUUUCUUGUUUUCUUCAUCCAAAAUCUAGGUACGUCUUAUCGUCUGGUGGGUCUUAUAGAGUGAAAAAUACAGUAACCCUUUUCAAACUAGCAGGAGAAAAGUAGGAGAGCUUGAUAGGAGGAGACAGCCUUUUUUCAAAUGUCACUGGCAAUAAUUUAGUUCAAGAGAACCAGAAACUUGUUUUUUAAAAGAAGUUGGCUGAGACAUAAGCAGUGCAUCUAGGAAUCCAUAAUUGUGCAAAUGGUUGAUUUUGGCCCUGUGUUCUGGGUUGGGACAGCCGAGGGAGGCUUGCAAUAUAUGUGUGUAUAUAUUUCUCCACCCCACGUAGGCCCUUGCGGACAUACUAUAAAGAAACUGGGCCCAUCAGACAUUUUCGGUGUCACAAACAAAACUCUGCGGGUCAAUGCUGAGCGCAUCCUGGAAGAUUUCAAGAAGCGCCAGAUGCCCAGGUUCAGGUGAGACAGGAGUUCAGCCAGCAGGUGAGGAGGGUGGGAGCUGGAGGUCAGCAACACCUGGAUUGGCGCAGGUUCCCCAUCCCUUGUGUCUAAGGUGAUAAUGCUCAGUGUUGGAGGGUGGCAGAGAGCGAGUCCUUACAGCUGUAGCAGAACUGCGUAAAGUACUUUGGGUGGGUGCGGGGGGCAGAAAUAGGAGAGCUUGUUGCUCUCCAAGAAGCGUCUCAUGUCUCCUCGUCUUCCCCUGCCCACCCUCCUCCCACACUUCCAAAUCCCAUGAUCUGGCCUCAGAAGAAGAGGCAGAGACAUCCCUCCCUCCACAGCCUGUGUUUUGAGUCUGGAUGUCAGAAGCUUUAGCCCGGCCCUCUGCAUUCUAGCCCUACAAGGACAAAGUGUUCCUUACACAUAACAGUGCCUUUAAACAAAACAAAAAAUGCAUUUUUGUGGUUAUUUUUAAUUUUUUUUAAAGAAUAUGUUUUAUUCCUUUUUUGCAUAUGCUAUUAUUAUUAAUUUAUGAUUUUCAAUUUUUAUACGUUUACAAUCAUUUUAACAUUUCAAAACUCGACUUCCUUCCCCCUCUUUCUGCGGUUCCUUAAAUUUAUUUUUUAUAUUUUCUGCAUACAGUGGUACCUUGGUUCUCAAACGUAAUCCAUUCUGGGAGUCCGUUUGACUCCCGAAACUGUUUGAAAACCGAAGCCCAUUUUCCAGUUGGCUUCAGGAGCUUCCUGCAGCCAAUCGGAAGACGCGAAAGUCUCGUCGGGCGUUCGGCUUCCAAAAAACGUUCGCAAACCGGAACACUCACUCCUGGGUUUGCGGCGUUUGGAAUCCAAGCCGUUCAGGUACCAAGGUACCACUGUAUUCCAAAUUAACUUAAUUUACUCAUUUAUUCAUCUGCUUUAAAUACAUAUUCUUAUAAAACUCCAGGUUAUUUUUUUGCAUAUGAUAAACACAAGACAAUAAAAAUACCGGCUGGCCUGUCAUUUCUUGAAAUGUUUGUGCUUUUACCUCAUGUAUAUUUAAGAUGUGUAAGCUGCCCUGAGAUCUUCGGCUAAAAGGGCAGUAUGCAGAUUUAAUUAAUUAAUUGAUUGAUUGAUGAAGGGUAACGGCAGCUAUGCUGCCGCUCACAGGACAGGGGACUUCUAAGCCCACGUUAGUGGUUCAUGCUCAGGUUUUAUUUUGAUGUUCAAAUCCCUGCGACGGGGUGAGCUCCCGUUGCUCGGUCCCUGCUCCUGCCAACCUAGCAGUUCGAAAGCGCGUCAAAGUGCAAGUAGAUCAAUAGGUACCGCUCCGGCGGGAAGGUAAACAGCGUUUCCGUGCGCUGCUCUGGUUCGCCAGAAGCGGCUUAGUCAUGCUGGCCACAUGACCCGGAAGCUGUAUGCCGGCUCCCUCGGCCAAUAAAGCGAGAUGAGCGCCGCAACCCCAGAAUCAGCCACGGCUGAACCUAAUGGUCAGGGGUCCCUUUACCUUUUUAUAUGGGGGGGGGAGCAAACUGGACGUUUGUGGGGAGGCCCUUAGACCACAAGAGCUCCAGAGACACUCGGUGGGUUUAGUGUUUGUUACAGCAAGGAGAGAUCAGGCAGAAUAAGAUGUACCAUGCCUUCCUCUCUCUCUCUCUCUCUCUCCCUCUCUCUCUUGUUGGAAUAACGGAGACGAAAGGAGGUUGGAUACAGGUGAGCUGUGCAAAAGCACACUGGCAAGCAUGCUCCAAACAAGCUGCCGGCUAGCUCUGCAGAGGCUCCUUUUAUUAGCAGAAGUCAACAAUUGGAAACCGUAGUGAAACCACCCUGAACUUAAUGUAUUUCCAUCUAAGCACAUUUCCAGCAUUAGCAAAUUCAUGUGUCAGCAAGUGUUUCCCUAAAAUGUUCCCCCCAAUACAGUGGUACCUCGGGUUACAUACGCUUCAGGUUACAUACGCUUCAGGUUACAGACUCCGCUAACCCAGAAAUAGUACCUCAGGUUAAGAACUUUGCUUCAGGAUGAGAACAGAAAUCGUGCUCCGGCAGCGUGGCAGCAGCAGGAGGCCCCAUUAGCUAAAGUGGUGCUUCAGGUUAAGAACAGUUUCAGGUUAAGAACGGACCUCCGGAACGAAUUAAGUACUUAACCCGAGGUACCACUGUACUUGAUUCCGUCUGUGUUCCCGGUCAUGCUCCAGCCAAGCGAUAGGUCUAACAAAAAAAUUGUGAGAGGACAAAAGGUCAGGGAGAAAACCCUGUUUUUUUAGGCGUAACGCUCCUUGACACAUGGUUGCAUGUCUGGUGCGAGGUUUGCCUUCUCAAAGCAGAGCGUUACCUCCACACUCUCUCUCCCUGCAGGAACGAUCCGCCUGGGCCGUCAGCUGCUACCGCCACCCAGGAGCUGCUGCGCUUGGCCGAGGGCUCCCCCGAGGGCCUCCCCCUCUUGGAUCCUGUGAACGACCUUCAGCUGAAGGACCUGGAGGUGGUGGAAGGGGUGGUGAAGGCACGUCGCCUGGAGGAAGCGCUGCUGGGGUUCCAGUGCGUGCACAGCCCCCGCUUCCACACGGAGGUCAGUCGCGGAGUGGGGGCAGGAGCGGGAACCAAUGGAGCAGGGUUGGGAUGGCAGGAAGGCAGAGGUAAAGGUGGCCACUGACACUCCCCAGUCCCCAAGGAUGCCAUGUUACAUGUGGGUGGAGGGAAGUACUGGGCUGUGGGGGAGGGAGGUGAAGGGAUUACCGUAUUUUUCGCUCUAUAAGACACACCAGACCACAAGACGCACCUAGUUUUUGGAGGAGGAAAACAAGAAAAAAAAUAUUCUGAAUCCCAGAAGCCAGAACAGCAAGAGGGAUUGCUGCGCAGUGAAAGCAGCAAUCCCUCUUGCUGUUCUGGCGUCUGGGAUAGCUGCGCAGCCUGCAUUCGCUCCAUAAGACGCACACACAUUUCCCUUUACUUUUUAGGAGGGAAAAAGUGAGUCUUAUAGAGCAAAAAAUACGGUAAUUUAAAUUGUUAAAGAUUGGUAUAGGAUUUAAGAGAUUUAAAUAAGGAAAGCAGAAAGCAGCAAGAAAUAUCAAGUAUCGGAGACAUAGCUGUCAACUUUUCCCUUUUCUUGCAAGGAAUCCUAUUCGGAAUAAGGGAAUUACCCUUUAAAUACUUUAAAUAAUUUCCCUUUUUCAUUUUCAGUGUAAAUGAAAACAUGAGACUUAUGGUUUUGUUACAUAUGAUUUUAUUUUGCAGUUGCCUGUUUAUUUUGGAGUUGUUUGCUUUAAAGAAUGUAUAUUAUGUGAAUAAAAUAAUACAGUGGUACCUCGGGUUACAUACGCUUCAGGUUACAGAUUCCACUAACCCAGAAAUAGUACCUCGGGUUAAGAACUUUGCUUCAGGAUGAGAACAGAAAUCAUGCUCCGGCGGCGUGGCAGCAGCAGGAGGCCCCAUUAGCUAAAGUGGAGCUUCAGGUUAAGAACAGUUUCAGGUUAAGAACGGACCUCCGGAACGAAUUAAGUACCUUACUUAACCUGAGGUACCACUAUAAAGGAUUUCAAAAUGGGGGGAGGAGGAGAGAGGGCACCUCAACCCCAGUUCAACUUGCAUAAUUUUUGCAAUUCCCAGGAAUACCUCAGUUGGUAGAACAUGAGACUCUUGAUCUCAGGGUUGUGGGUUCGAGCCCCACGUUGGGCAAAAGAUUCCUGCAUUGCAGGGGGUUGGACUAGAUGACCCUCGGGGUCUCUUCCAACUGUGAUUCUUAAGCUACAGAACAUGGGAGAGUGGGCGGAGCCCAGUGUGGUUUUCUUUCUUUUUCUAAAAAAAGAAUUGCAGCAGACAAGCGCAGCGCUGCACACGUGGCUUUUGAGCUCUUUUUAUCUGCCCACAUCCAGAGGCAGCGAAGAAACGGAGGUGGGGAGGAUGCUUGGACUUCCAAGUGCGGCAAGACUACAACUCCCAGCCCGUCUGAGUGUUGGCUUUGCCAGCAGGGGGCUGAUGGGAAUUGGAGUCCCAGCGGCAGCAGUGCAUGUGCCACAAUUUCCCUUUCCCAGCAUUAGGUGAGACUUGAUCUCCUCUCUCUCUCUCUUUCCUCUUCCCUUCUAGUUUGUGCGAUUCAGGGAGCGCCAGCAAGUGCUGGAGGAGCUGGAGCAGCUGCGCUUCCUGCUCUCUGACCAGUCCCUCCUGCUGCUGCCUGAGUAUCACCAGCGAGUCCAGGUAAGAGCUUCUCCCUCACGGAGGCUCCAAAAAGGAUACAGUACGAUCAUCUUUAUUGUCAUUGUCCCAUACAGAACAACGAAAUUGAAAAGAAAAAAAGUCUACAUAAGACAUUCAAAACCAACAAGCCUGCUAUCCCAGCCAUCCCAACCUGGUUAGCCCGCUAAAAACUCUGAUACCCUGUUUUUAAAAUACAAUAUACUCCUAUAGAGACUCCUUAAAGGUAAAGGGACCCCUGACCAUUAGGUCCAGUCGUGGCCGACUCUGGGCUUGCGGCACUCAUCUCGCUCUAUAGGCCGAGGGAGCCAGCGUACAGCUUCCGGGUCAUGUGGUCAGCAUGACUAAGCCGCUUCUGGCAAACCAGAGCUGCACACGGAAACGCCGUUUAUCUUCCCGCCGGAAGUAUUUAUCUACUUGCACUUUGACGUGCUUUCGAACUGCUAGGUUGGCAGGAGCAGGGACCGAGCAACGGGAGCUCCUACAUCACAGAAAAGGCGGUCUAAAACUGAAAUUUGAAUGUUGUUUAUCUCCUGUCUGGCAGGUUACUUGAUUGGAUUGAUUGGAUUGCCUGGGGAGCCUGGCCAUUCUUUUGUAGUGAUACUUAGUUCCUGGGCCAGGUCACAGGCUCACACCUUAUUCAAACACAGACAUACCCUUAAGACAGGAUUUGUGAAGGAAAAGACAAUGGGGAGGCUUUUCCAGUUUGACCAUGCAGAGAAAACAUUUGCUCAGUUUAGGAAUCAAAAUGGCUUCGGGUCGGUCUUCCUGUGCUGAUCUAUGUACGUGCGGUUAUGAACAUUGCCCUAUAUCUAAGACCUCAAAAUUCCUAUCACACCCCCUUGGUCACCUUGCGUCCCGACUGCCCCCCCCCCCAGGUCCUGCGCUCCCUGGGCUACAUCAACGAAGGCGGCGCCGUGGAGCUGAAAGGCAGCGUGGCCCGCCAGAUCAGCAACCACGAGCUGCUGCUCACCCAGCUGCUGCUGGACAACGCCCUGACGGACCUGCGGCCCGAGGAGAUCGUGGCCUUGCUCAGCUGCACCGUCUGCCAGGUCCGCACCAGGGUGGAGCCCCAGCUGCCCUCCGUCCUGCAGAAGGUGAGCCGGGGGGAAGGGGCAGCGGGGAGGAGAAGCCGAAGCCCCAGAGAGCCAGCCAGGGGCGUGGACGUAAAUGUGGGAGCCUGGCAGCAGCUCCCCGAGUCUGGCUCUCAUGACCCUCGCUUCCCCCUACAGGGCAUAGAGCACAUCCGGUCGGUGGCCGAAGAGAUCGCCCUGCUUCAGCGCAAGUGCGGCCUCCAGGAGUCAGUGGAGGACUUUGUGGAGCAGUACAAAUUUGGGCUGGUGGAGGUGGUCUACGAAUGGGCCCGUGGCAUGGUAAGGCGUCAGCCUCUGUCCCCAACCACCUGAGAGCACCUGGCAGGGGUUUGAGGCAAAGUUAAUAUUAAUGCAGGGCAAGAGAAGGGAGCCUGUGGCAAGAGGAGGUGGCUGGGGUGGUUUUAUUACCGUAUUUUUCGCCCUAUAGGACGCACUUUUCCCCCUCCAAAAAUGAAGGGGAAAUGUGUGUGCGUCCUAUGGGGCGAAUGCAGGCUCUUUGGCUUCAGCGAUAGCAACGCGAAGCCUCCGUAGCCUGCGCACUGGAGGCUUCACGUUGCUUUUGCUGAAGCCAGGAGAGUCUGCUCUUUGAGGCUGGCGGUGGGGGAAAGCAGCGCUCCCCCACCCCAUCGCCAGCCCCAGAGGAUGGGGGGCAGCGGGAAGGCGCGCAACGCCUUCCUGCUACUCUCCAACCCGGCUUUGAGGCUGGCGGUGGGGGAAAGCAACGCUUCCCCCCAUCUCCAGCCCCACAAGCUGGGUCGAAAAGCCCGCAGGCACUGCACGCUCUUUGAAGGGUGUGUGGCUUCUACGGGCUUUUCUAUGAGGUGGCGGAAUUCCCCCACCUCAUAGAGAAGCCCGCAAGAGCUGCGCAGCCUUUAAAGAGCGCGCAGUUCUUAGGGGCUUUUCCCCAAGGAGGGAGAAGGGACUGACUGGCCGAGUCCGUCCCUUCUCCCUCCUGUGGGCUUUUGCAGGAGAUGAGGGAAUUCCCCCACCUCCCGCAAAAACACCCAGAAGCCAUGCGCUCUUUAAAGGCUGCGCGGCUUCUGCGGGCUUUUCUACGAGGUGAGCGAAUUCCCCCACCUCGUAGAAAAGCCUGCAGGAUGCCGCACACCCUUUAAAGAGCACACCGCUCUUGGGGGCUUUUACCCGAGGAGGGACAAGGGACUGACUGGCCGUUUCAGUCCCUUCUCCCUCCUGGUCGAAAAGCCCGCAGGAGUCGCACGCGGCUCCUGUGGGCUUUUGCGGGAGGUGGGGGAAUUCCGCCACCUCCCGUAAAAGCAGGGAGAAGGGCUUGGAGUAGCUCCCAGAGCUGCGGGGGGGGGGAUCAUAUUUUUUCCUUGAUUUCCCCCUCUGAAAACUAGGUGCGUCCUAUGGGCCAGUGUGUCCUAUAGGGUGAAAAAUACGGUAAUUGGGUUUUAUUUUAAUUCAUGAAUAGUCUUCCACGUGAGUCUUAGUGCGAUUUAAAAAUACAGUGGUACCUUGGUGGUCGAAUGCCUUUGUUGUCGAACAAAUCAGCUCCCGAACACCGCAAACCCGGAAGUGAGUGUUCCGGUUUGCGAACGUUUUUUGGAAGCUGAACAUUUGACACUGCUUCCGUGGCUUCUGAUUUGAGUUUCAGGAAGCUCCUGCAGCCAAUCGGAAGCUGCGCCUUGGUUCUUGAACGGAAUCCCGGAACGGAUUAAGUUGGAGGAUCAAGGUUCCACUGUAUACAACCAACUAAAAAUGGUCUCUUAAAAACAGUUCAAAGAUUUAAAACUGACUUCCAGUUAAUCUCACUGUACUUUGUCUAUCCAUUACUUUAUACCACACAGUUACACAUUUCUUAUAUAAUUUCUUUUUACCUCCCUACAAACUUAUAGUUAGACAAUACAGGGAUCAGUCUAAUUCUGCCAAGAUGUUUCCUUUUAUUCCAUAGGUUUCUAAAUAUUCUUUAAAGAUUCUCCAAUCCUUACAGACUUUUUGUUUUGGUUGGCCAAACUAAAGAGCUUUGCCAGCAUCAACAGAAUACAACCAAGUCAGAGACCGUUUCACCCAGCUAUAAGAUUAUGGCUCCCAGCAUGCUUGACCAUUGGUCAUGCUGGCUGUGGCUGAUGGGAGUUGUAGUCCAACAAACCUUCGGAGGCCUACAGGGUUUGCCAGCCCUUACAGAUGCAUUUAUUGCUGCUGCUGUUUAUUAUAUUUAUUACCCGCCCUUCACCAGCAGGUCCUAGGGUGGGUUAUGGCAACUAAAAAUUCAGAGAUUUUAAAAAAAAUAUAUAAUCACAAGGAUUGGGUGAACCCUGAAUGCCGACAUGGUGCCUGGGCCCUGGGAGGAGGGAUGUUGCAAAUGCACUGGGAACAACCUGCUGCUUCAGAAGACAUAAAGUACAAAUCCAGCCCUUGUUCCGUCUGCUUCCCAGCCAACCACUUGAACCUGGAGGCGGGAAGGAGCAUCCCUCCCGUAGCUCAGUGCUUUGCAUGCAGAACGUCCCCGGUCCAAUCCGCCAUCUCUAGGUCAGGGCUGGAAGAAACCCCCUGUAAUCCCAGGGAGCCACUGCUGAUAGUCAUAAGCUAGAUCAGGGGUCAGCAAACUAUGGCCCCUGGGCUGGAUCAGGCCCACCUGGGUCCUAAAUCCGGCCUCCGCCACGAAGCUGGAACCCACCGCAAAGCCGAGACUCCCGGUGAUGGCGACGGAAGAGGCCGAGCAGCGGUAGAUCUGGAACUCAAACUUCACACCUGGUUUACCUCAACGGCAUUUGAUUGGCAGAGACGUCCCCGCGCCGCACUGAGGUAAACCAGACGUGCGUUUGAUUGGUAGAGCUGCCGCCACUCAGCCUCUUCCUCCUGUCUCCGCUGCCGCCCUGGUGCUCCUGUGGGCCAGAGAGCAGAGCAGACGAGUUCUCCCUACACAUGAGAAGCAGUGGUGGUGGCGGUGGUGGUGGCGGCAGCCCCUGGGAAGGUAAGCACAGCGGCUGGGGGGUGGGGAGGAGGACUACUUGCCCCCCUCGCCUCUUCUUCCAGCUUCCCCCUCCCCCCGACCCCUGAGCUAUAUGGUCUGACUCGGGGAUGGAGGAAGCUGCCUUAGACUUAAUUCCCCACGAUGGGCUUCAUGGCCUUCAAAGAACGAUAGAGUUGGAAGCUACAAUAAUAAUAAUAAUCACCAUCAUAGUUGUCAGGGACUGGAUUGCGGAGGAAUGGUGUGGACCACCACCACCCCCUGCACUUCCCAGAGAAGAGGGAGACAGUAUAGAUUUAGAACAGCAGCUUGCAGAAGGUCGCAGUUCAGAGGCUGCAGAGGGGAGAAGCUGGGGAAUAUUGGGAGAGGAGCAGGAGGAAGAAGCAGCACCAGGGGAGAAACAGCUGACAGACUCCGUGUCUUUGGAAAGAAGGCCUCUCCCAGGUCCCAGUGAGCGUUGAGAGUAGAAGAACAGAAAGCACAGAUCAGCCUGCGCAGGGAUGGCGUAGGAUAGGAAAGUCGGAGGGGGUGGGACUUUACUCGGAGCAAUGCCAUUACUGCAACGGAGAGCCACUUUUCGGAGCCUCUCUCUGUGAAUAUUGAAUAAAGGACUUGGUAAGAACUUUUCCCGUUCUACUACUUGGCUGCCCACCGUGGGAGAGACCAGAUUCCCUGAGGCCUUGUCAAUAGCCCAUGGGUAGGCAAACUAAGGCCCAGGGGCCGAAUCCGGCCCAAUCGCCUUCUAAAUCUGGCCCGCAGACGGUCUGCAAAUCAGCGUGUUUUUACGUGAGUAGAAUGUGUCCUUUUAUUUAAAAUGCAUCUCUGGGUUAUUUGUGGGGCAUAGGAAUUCGUUCAUAUUUUUUUUCAAAAUCUAGUCCGGCCGCCCACAAGGUCUGAGGGACAGUGGACCGGCCCCCUGCUGGAAAAGGUUGCUGACCCCUGCAAUAGCCUAACCCCCUGUAAGGCAACAACCACAACUUCCUUCCUCUCCUCCCUCGCCAGCCAUUUGCCGAGAUCGCCCGCCUGACAGACGUGCAGGAAGGGAUCAUCGUCCGCUGCAUCCAGCGCCUGGACGAGACCUGCCGAGAGAUGCGCAACGCGGCCCGCGUCACCGGGGAGCCGACGCUCCACGCCAAGAUGGAGGCCGCCUCCAACAUGAUCAAGAGGGACAUUGUCUUUGCUGCCAGCCUCUACACCCAGUGAGGGAGGGGGGAGCACCUUCGGCUCUUCCCACCCCCCUCAAAAUGCACCUCUCUCUGUUCUGACAUCUGAAAAGUUGUAACGCGUCUUGCAGGUAUACGCAAUAAGUCAUCAGGUAUACGCAAUAAAAUAUUAUUUUUUGCUGACUUAAGGGGAGUGGGUAAUUUCCUUUGGACACAUGCAAAGGGUGAAGCUGUGUUGGGUUAGGGUCUGUUGGCGACGGAGCCCCAUCCAGAGCCCAGGUGACUCUCAACUUGCACGGGGGCUGCAUUCUGGGGGUCGCUCCCAACAGAAUAUUUAAAACACAAUAAAACAUCGAACAUUAAAAACUUCCCUAAACAGGGUUGCCUUAAGAUGUCUUCUAAAAGUCAGGUAGUAGUUUAUUUCCUUGACAUCCACAGGGCGGGCGCCACUACCGAGAAGGCCUUCUGCCUGGUUCCCUGUAACCUCGCUUCCCAGAGUGAGGGAACCGCCAGAAGGCCCUCGGAGCUGGACCUCAGUGUGCGGGCUGAACGAUGGGGGUGGAGACGCUCCUUCAGGUAUACUGGACUGAGGCCGUUUAGGGCAGACAUAGGCAAACUCAGCCCUCCAGAUGUUUUGGGACUACAACUCCCAUCAUCCCUAGCUAACAGGACCAGUGGUCAGGGAUGAUGGGAAUUGUAGUCCCAAAACAUCUGGUGGGCCGAGUAUCCCUAUGCCUGAUUUAGGGAUUUAAAAGUCAGCCUAAAGCCAAAAUCACGUAUAGUCAAAACACAUUGGGUUCAAGGGUGGGUGGGAUUGCCAAAUUCUUUUAUUCCAAACGCCCACCCCCUUCUAUCUUUUUCGUUUGAAAAAUUUGCCAAAGCUGAAUGCACACAAGUUAAAUGCGUGGAAGUUGCGAGUUUCCUGCUCUUCCUCUUCCUGGGCUUCCAUGGCUAUCAGGUCCCAGGUGGAUUAUAAAAAGGCCACAGCUCUGUUUCUUCCCAACACCAACCAAAAAACAUAAGUUCCUCAUUUAGGAAAAAUCCAGUGAAUAAUUUUAGAGAGAGAGAGAAUACAGCUUCAGGAUGUGGGGCUUGGCAGCAGCACUUUAUUUUUUUAAAGGAUCUCUACCUUGCAAGGUCUGUUGCAAGC